Molecule: messenger RNA, 50831 nt
Organism: Alosa alosa (allis shad)
Lineage: Eukaryota; Metazoa; Chordata; Actinopteri; Clupeiformes; Clupeidae
Product: titin-like
Exons: 181
Coding region: 220-50718 (16832 amino acids)
Molecular function (GO): protein binding
Source: RefSeq, a predicted model, not a curated record
CCCAGCCUUGCCUCGGGUGUAGGGAUUGCAGGGAAAAGCAAAACUACACGGCAAAGACCCUGUGUAGUUUUGUUUUUUGGGAUAAUUGAGGCCAACCGUUCUCACGUUGGAUUUUCUGAACAGAUUUCUGGAUAAGGAGAUUGUUUUAGAAGAUAUCACUCCCUUGGGCACCGCCCCUUCAAUUCUAGGCACUCUUGUGAACACAAGGUGCCUACCAACAUGUCCACACAGGCGCCAACGUUUACACAGCCGCUUCAGAGCGUUGUGGCACUUGAGGGUAGUGCCGCAACGUUCGAAGCUCAAGUUAGUGGUAAUCCAGUUCCUGAGGUGAGCUGGUUUCGUGAUGGCCAGGUUCUUUCCGCUGCCGCUCUGCCCGGCGUUCAGAUCUCGUUCAGCGAUGGCCGCGCUGUUCUGAAGAUCUCUGCCGUGACAGCCGCACACAGUGGACGAUUUUCUGUGAGAGCCACCAAUGGCGCUGGACAAGCCACUAGCACCGCUGAACUUCUUGUUACAGCGGAAACCGCGCCGCCCAACUUUACUCAGAGACUGCAAAGUAUGACCGUGAGACAAGGAAGCCAAGUGAGACUGGAUGUUCGUGUGACAGGAAUCCCUACACCUGUGGUGAAGUUCCUCAGGGAGGGAGCUGAGAUUCAAAGCUCCGCUGACUUUCAGAUUGUACAAGAUGGAGAUCAAUACAGUUUGUUGAUUGCAGAAGCCUUCCCAGAGGAUUCUGGGACCUAUUCUGUCAGUGCCUCCAACAGCAGUGGCCGUGCCACCUCUACUGCUGAACUGCUCGUUCAGGGUGAGGAAGUAGCAGUACCUGCUAAGAAGACAAAAACAGUUAUUUCUUCCUCUCAGAUUUCGUCCUCCCAGAUUUCAUCACGUCAGGCAAGGGUGGAGAAGAGAAUGGAAGCUCAUUUUGAGUCAUCCUCCAGUUCAGCAAUGAUGAUUGAGGGAGGUGCUAUGACUGAGCGCCUGGCACACAAGACCCCCCCACGGGUGCCCCCAAAGCCGACCUCAAGGUCCCCACCUUCAGCAAUGGCGAAAGUGUCCGCCACUCGCCACCAGUCCCCCUCCCCCGUGAGGCCUGUGAAAGGACCAGUACCAGGCCCAGUCAGGUCUGUGUCCCCUGCCGCCAGCAGGCUGUCCGUGUCCCCCAUUCGGCCGGUCAAGUCCCCAAUCAUGAUUCGUAAGCAGGUGAUCCAGACCACAGAGGUGCUGCCGCCGUGGAAACAGGCGGGCUACGCGUCGGAGGCCAGCUACACUGCCAUGACCUCUGGAGCCACUCACAUGCAGACCUCGGUCACCCAGCGUGCCUCGUGGGAGAGCUCUGUUAGUGUGCAGCAGCAGCAAGUGAGCGGGAUGUCCGUGAGUGGAAUGUCCAUGACUGAAAUGGCCACCAGUGGAAUGGCCGUCAGUGGGAUGACCACCAGUGGAAUGGCCGUCAGUGGGAUGGCCGUGAGUGGGAGUGGAAUGGCCGUAAAAGAGGAACACCAAAUGCCAGAUGACAAAACAGCCGCUGUUGCUACGGUGGUAGCUGCAGUGGAACAUGCUCGUAGUCGAGAGCCUCAAAGUGGCUCUGUCGAAUUGUCCACUCAUGAGGUCACCAUCACCUCUGCACAAACUACAUCUACAGCAGAGCAGACAGAACAGGAGGAAUCCCAUGAAGUAUCUGAUACCACAGUGUCCCUUGACAUCAGUUUUGGUGCACCAUAUGCUGAAAGCACCAUACAAGAAAUUUCUUCAACUAUAGAGAUCACACAAGAGGUUGAGAAAUCUGCUGUGAUGGUCGCAGAUGUUGACCAGGCUAGUGAGGUACUUACUGUUUGCUCACUGGUAGAGCACUGUGAACUGAACACUUCCUCUGUGUCGCAUAGUCCCACAGAACAGGAGCAGGGCGAGGUUGGGAAAAAGGCCGGUGCUGUGGCCACUGUGCUUGCUGCUGUCGAUCAUGCACGCGUGCGCAAGCCUGUGCAUGCCGAGAGGGCCGCCACCGCUGAAGAGGAAACCGUAGAGUUCGAUGUAUCACAGCAGGCCAUGUUUGCCGCUGAGCAACAACAACAACUACAACAACAACAAGUCAGAGCAAGGGCAGAGGCCACACUAAUGCCCUCUGCUGCUGAAAAGACUGUUCAUAUCUCCCAGAUCCAAAGGAGCACAGAAACCAGCACCUAUGUGGACACUGGCCUGGCUCCUUCCCCCAUACCACACUUUACAGUUUCAAAAGUUACUGUGCCUAAAGCUGAACAUAGCCAUGAGGUCUCAAUAGCAGGCUCGGCUAUUGCCACUCUCCAGAAAGAGCUAUCGUCCAGCCACGGUGCUCAAAAGAUCAUCAAGCCUGUCAAGGCCCCGACUCACAGGGUCAUGGAAAUAAGAGUGACCCCUGAGCCGACCCUUCCUCCGUUUAGAGACGAGCGAUAUCAGGCGCAGUACGAGACACAUUUGCAAAGCGAGAUAGGCGCUUCCUACGCAGGUGGCAUGGAGCAGGCUUAUGGCGAUUGGGAGGACCAGGCUAUGGAAAUUGCAGCUGUCCCAGCUGAACAAGAAGCAGUUGUGCCUCCUACACUUGUUGCUGCCUUGAAAAACGUGACCGUCACAGAGGGAGAAUCUGUGACUUUGGUGUGCCAGAUUUCUGGAACCCCAGCCCCAACCAUCAUGUGGUUCAGGGAGGACUACAAAAUUGAGAGCACCAUUGAUUUCCAAAUUACAUAUGAGGGUGGAUAUGCCCGCCUGGUGAUCCGCGAGGCCUUUGCUGAGGACAGCGGUCGCUUCACUUGCACUGCUACCAGCCCUGCUGGGACAAUCAGCACAUCUUGCUACCUGCUCGUCAAGGUAUCUGAAGAGAUUGAAACCAGAGAGGAAAUCACCAUUGUCUCCGGUGAAGUUAUUUCUGCAGAAGAGAAACGUGUUAUAAGCGAGGCAAGGGAGGAGACCAUGUCUGAACUGAGCGCAGUCUCUGAAACUGUGGAGGCUGGUGCAGGUGUGGCACCCUUCUUUGUAAAGAAGCCUUUUGUACAAAAGCUGGUCGAGGGAGGAAGUGUUGUGUUCGAGUGCCAGGUUGGAGGAACACCCAUGCCUCACAUUUAUUGGAAGAAGGGUGGUGUGCCUCUCACAACUGGAUAUAGAUACAGAGUAUCUUACAAUAAGGAGACCGGCGCCUGCAAGCUGGAAAUCUCCAUGACAUUUGCUGAUGAUGCAGGAGAGUACACUAUUGUGGCAAGGAAUCAAAUGGGAGAGUCCUCUGCCUCUACUAACCUCCUUGAAGAGGAGGAAUAUGACGCCUACAUGAAGCAAUAUGAUGUGACCUACAAGACAGAGAUGACUGCCAUGGUGCAGGAACCUAGAGUCGGAGACGUUCCCCCUGUGAUAGUGAGUGAAUAUGAGAGAGAACAGUAUCUCACACAGAAGACGACGACAUAUGUUUCUGGACAGGAAUUCCAAAUAUCUGCUUUUGAGCAGAGAAUAAUCCAAGAGAUUGAGAUUCGCAUCCUGAAGAUAACAUACCAACAGAUAGUGACUGAAGAUAGGGAAGAGAUGGUCAUCAAUGUAGCCGAACAUGAAGCUCGGCAGCCCACCUUUGACACACCUGUCAAAAACUACAGAAUCCUUGAAGGCAUGGGGGUCACAUUCCACUGCAAAAUGGGUGGCACUCCACUGCCUAAGAUUGCCUGGUACAAAGAUGGCAACCGCAUCAGCCACGGAGGCCGUUACCAGAUGGAGUUUCUCCAGGACGGAAGAGCCAGUCUGCGUCUGCCCGUGGUGCUGCCAGAGGAUGAGGGUGUCUACACUGCUUAUGCUUGCAACAUGAAGGGCACUGCUGUGAGCUCUGGGAAGCUGUACAUUGAGCCUUCUGCUCCCCAGGGUGUUCAGCGCCAGUACCCACAGCCAGAGGCCAUGAAAAGAAUUAGGUCCACAUCUCCUCGUUCUACCAGCUACUCUCCUGGGCGUUCCCCUAGCUUCUCCCCUGGACGUUCUCCAAGCUUUUCUCCUGGUCGUUCUCCCGGGCGUUCCCCAGCCCGUAGGCUUGAUGAUACUGAUACAACUCAGCUUGAAAGGCUGUACAAACCGGUGUUUGUCCAGAAGCCAUCUUCCUUCAGGUGCUCCGAGGGGCAGACAGCAAGAUUUGACCUGAAAGUUGUUGGCAGACCCAUGCCAGACACAUUCUGGUUCCACAAUGGUCAACAGGUUGUUAAUGACUACACUCACAAGAUAGUGAUCAAGGAAGAUGGAACUCAGUCAAUGAUUGUGGUUCCAGCCAUGCCCAAUGACUCCGGAGAAUGGACCGUGGUGGCCCAGAACAGAGCUGGAAAAACUACUGUUUCUAUGACUCUCACAGUUGAUGCCAAAGAAAACUUGGUGCGACCCCAGUUUAUUGAGAAGCUGAAGAACGUCAGUGUCAAGGAGGGCUCUUUGGUUGCGCUGGCUGUCAAAGCCAUUGGAAACCCUCUCCCUGAUAUUGUCUGGCUGAAAAACAGCGAUAUCAUCUCAUCCCACAAAUAUCCUAACAUUAAGAUUGAAGGCGUCAAAGGAGAGGCCCAGUUCAAAAUCCCCACAGCUGUUGGAUUUGACAGUGCCUGGUACACUGCUACAGCCAUUAACAAAGCCGGACGGGACACCACACGCUGCAGAAUCAACGUUGAGGUUGAGCACAGUGAACCAGAGCCUGAGCGGAGACUCGUUAUUCCCAAGGGGACCUACAAGGCCAAGGAGAUUGCUGCCCCAGAGCUGGAGCCACUGCAUCUUCGCUAUGGUCAGGACCAGUGGGAGGAGGGAGACCUCUAUGAUAAAGAGAAACAGCAGAAGCCCCAUUUCAAGAAGAAGAUGACAUCAGUCAGAAUGAAGCGCGUUGGACCUGUGCACUUUGAGUGCAGACUGACUCCUAUUGGUGACCCCAACAUGAUGGUGGAGUGGCUACAUGAUGGGAAACCUCUGGCUGCUGCCAACAGGAUGCGCAUGGUGAAUGAAUUUGGAUACUGCAGCCUGGACUACGAGGUUGCUUACGCAAGAGACAGUGGCGUCAUCACCUGCAGGGCCACUAACAAAUUUGGUGUCGAUCAGACCUCUGCCACACUGAUUGUGAAAGAUGAGAAAAGCCUUGUCGAGGAAACUCAGCUUCCCGAGGGAAGGAAAGGCAUUCCCAGGAUGGAUGAGAUAGAGCGCAUGGCCCACGAGGGUGGCCCUGCAGGUGUGUCUGGAGAUGACUACACAGAGAAAACAAAACCUGAAAUCGUCUUGCUUCCAGAGCCCGCACAAGUAUUGGAAGGGCAAAUUGCCAAAUUCCGCUGCCGUGUGACUGGGUAUCCAACUCCCAAAGUCAACUGGUACCUGAAUGGACAGCUUAUCCGCAAGAGCAAGAGAUUCAGGCUUCAGUAUGAUGGUAUCUACUACCUUGAGAUUACUGACAGCAAGUCCUAUGACUCUGGAGAAAUUAGAGUCGUUGCCGAGAAUCCCGAAGGUGUUGUUGAGUACACUGUGAAGCUGGAGAUCCAACAGAGGGAGGACUUCAGGACGAUUCUCAGACGCGCCCCUGAGAUUAAACCCACAAUUGAACCCUUCGGAGAGCAUGGCAGAGUGUCUUUUGAAGUUGUGAAGGUUGACAAGCCUAGUGAGGUCUCCCAGCAGAAAGAGGUCGUAAAACUGAGAAAAGUUGAGAGAGUUGUCCAUGACAUAUCUACAGAGGAGACGGCAGAACUGAGAAGCAAAUUCAAACGUAGGACAGAGGAGGGCUAUUACGAGGCUAUUACUGCUGUUGAGCUCAAGAGUCGCAAGAAGGACGAGUCUUAUGAGGAAAUGCUGAAGAAGAGGAAAGAUGAGCUUCUUCACCACAUCAAGGAAAUGUCUGAGGCUGAGAGGAAGAAGAUGGAAGAACAAGGCAAAGUCACCAUCCCCACCAUUAGACCAGAAAAAGUGGCUCUCUCUCCCAGCAUGGAGGCUCCAAAGAUCCUGGAGCGUAUCCAGAGCAAAACAGUUGCUAUUGGAGAUGAGGUUCGCUUCCGUUGUAGAGUUGUCGGAAAACCAGACCCAGAAUGCCAGUGGUUCAAAAAUGGUGUCUUGCUGGAGAAAUCUGACCGUGUUUACUGGUACUGGCCUGAAGACCAUGUCUGUGAACUGGUGAUUAGAGAUGUCUCUGCAGAGGACUCUGCAAGUGUCAUGGUCAAAGCUAUCAACAUUGCUGGAGAGACCUCUAGCCAUUCAUUUUUGUUGGUGCAAGCCAAGCAAGUUAUUACAUUUACUCAAAAACUGGAAAACGCACAUUCCAAAGAGAAGGACACCAUGGUUACCUUUGAAUGUGAAACAAAUGAGCCUUUUGUUAAAGUCAAAUGGCUGAAGAACAAUGCUGAGAUUUUCACUGGUGACAAAUACAGGAUGCACUCUGACAGAAAAGUACAUUUCCUGUCUGUUCUAAUGAUCACCAUGAAAGAUGACGAUGAAUAUUCUUGUGUUGUUAUUGAUGAUGACCAAGUAAGAACUUCUGCCAGACUCCAUGUGGAAGGUGCCGCUCUUGAAAUUCUGAAGAAACUGGAGAGUGUUGAAGUCCCUGAAACAUAUUCUGGAGAAUUUGAAUGUGAACUGUCUCGUGAAGAUGCUGAGGGAACAUGGUACUUUGAAAACAAGGAGAUCACUCCCAGCUUGAAAUAUGUUGUGUCCUCUCGCCGUGGACGUCACGGUUUGUCUGUGAAAGAUGUCAAGAAGGAAGAUCAGGGCAAAUACAUUUUCAAAGUUGGAAAUUUGAGCACAAGUGCUUCCCUGAAGAUGAAAUUGCGUCCUAUUACUCUGAUGCAAGGCCUCUCUGACCUGACUGUCUGUGAGGGUGAUAUUGCUCAGCUGGAGGUGCGCUUUUCACAAGAGAAUGUUGAGGGAACAUGGAUGAGAAAUGGACAACCCGUCUCAGCUUCAGACAGAGUUCACAUUGUCAUUGACAAACUGGUUCAUAAGCUGCUCAUUGAAAAUGUCAACAGGGAUGAUGCAGGAAUGUAUUCCUUUGUUGUUCCUGCUCAUGAUAUUUCCACGACUGGAAAGCUUACAGUGCAAACAAUUGGCAUCUUGUCACCACUCAAGGACGUUACCUCUAUUGAAGGCACCAAGGCUGUUCUGGAGUGUAAGAUCUCUGCAGCUGAUGUCAGCUCAGUGAAAUGGUACCAUAAUGACAAGCAGGUGAUGGCCACAGACAGAAUCCAGAUGGUUGCCAAGGGAACCAAACAGCGUCUGGUGCUCACCAGGUCCUUUGCCUCUGAUGAAGGUCAAUACAAGCUGGUUGCUGGCAGAGUUGACACAAGCUGCAAAGUGACUGUUGAGAAAAUUUCCAUUGUGAAGCAUAUGGAGGACCGUGUUUGCACAGAGACCCAGAAUGUGACUUUUGAGGUGGAGUUGUCUCACCCUGGUAUUGAUGCAGUUUGGACCUUAAGGAACAAUGUGCUCAAAGCAGGUGCAAAAUACAAGAUGGAGUCCAAAGGCAAACGCUACAGCCUUACAGUCAUCAAUACCAUGAAGGAUGAGGAGGGGCAGUAUGCAUUUGCUGCUGGAGAGAAAACAUCCAGUGCAAGACUUACUGUAUCAGGUGGUGCUAUCAACAGACCCCUUCAGGACCAGACUGUGGCAGAAUCUCAGAGUGCUGAGUUUGAGUGCGAAGUCGCCAAUGCCAGUGCUAAGGGCAAAUGGCUGAAGGAUGGCCAGCCUGUUGACUUCAGUGAUAAUGUCCACAGCGAAGACAAGGGUGCUGUGAGGCGCCUUAUUAUUUCCAUUACAAGGACUCAGGACGUUGGUGAAUACACCUACCAGGUGGCCAACUCCAAGACAUCAGCCAACCUGAAAGUUGAAGCUGUAAAAGUGAAAAAGACUCUUAAGAACCAAACUGUGACUGAGACUCAGGAGGCUGUGUUCAGCCUUGAGCUCACCCACACAAAUGUGAAGGGAUCUCAGUGGACCAAGAAUGGCGUUGAGCUUGUUCCAAGUGACAAGUAUGAAAUCACCAUGGAUGGCAUGGUGCACACUCUAAAGAUCAAGAACUGCACCACACAAGAUGAAUCGGUCUAUGCAUUCAAACUGGGAAAACUCACUGCCAAUGCCAGACUGAAUGUUGAAACAAUCAAAAUUGUGAAGAAGCCAAAAGACAUCACCUGCCUGUUGGAUGCCACUGCCUCCUUCGAACUGAGCCUAUCCCAUGACAACAUUCCAGUGAAAUGGAUGUUUAAUAACAUCGAACUGAAGCCAAGUAACACCUGCCAGAUACAGUCAGAGAGGAAAGCACAUAAACUUAUCAUCCAGAACAUUGACGCCAGCAAGGCUGGGGAAUACACUGCUGUGGUUGGACAUCUGCAAUGCAGUGCCUACCUGCAUGUUGAAUCCCUGCGUGUCACAAAGCCUAUGAAGAAUAUUGAAGUCCCUGAGACCCAAGUGGCAACCUUUGAGUGUGAAGUGUCACACUUCAAUGUACCAUCCACUUGGCUGAAGAAUGGUGUGGAGAUCGAGAUGAGUGAGAAGUUCAGAAUUGUGGUGCAGGGAAAGCUCCACCAGCUCAAGAUCAUGAACACCAGCAGAGAUGACGCAUCAGAGUACACCUUUGUCUGUGGAAAUGACAGAGUCUCUGCAACACUGACAAUUAGCCCCAUUUUGAUCACCUCCAUGCUGAAAGAUCUCAAUGCUCAGGAGAAGGACACUAUUACCUUUGAGGUUACUGUCAAUUAUGAAGGCAUCACCUACAAAUGGUUGAAAAAUGGUGUGGAAAUUCGGUCCACAGAUAGGUGUCAGACUCGAAGCAAGCAACUCACUCACUCUCUCACCAUACGCAAUGUGCACUUUGGUGACAGUGCAGACUACAAGUUUGUUGCCGGAUCUGCUGAAACAUCUGCAAAACUCUAUGUUGAUGCUCGUGUGAUUGAGUUCACAAAGCACAUCAAAGACAUCAAGAUUACUGAGAAGAAGAAGGCUAUUUUUGAAUGUGAAUUAUCUGAACCUAAUAUACAAGUGACAUGGAUGAAAGAUGGACAGGAACUUGAAGUAUCUGAGAGGUAUAAGGUUACCACAGAGAAGUUCCUACAUCGUUUGAUGAUUCAGACCGUCCGUCUGUCUGAUGCUGGAGAGUACUCUGUGGUUGCUGGUUCCAGCAUGUCAAGGGCUCAUCUCACAGUUGAAGGCCGUGACGUCCGGAUCACAGAACCUGCUGAGAAAGAUAUCACUGUUGUUGAGAAACAGAGGGCUACAUUCGAGUUUGAAGUAAAUGAGGAUGACAUUGAGGGCCGCUGGCUGAGGAAUGGAGUUGAGAUCCAGUUUUUCUCAGAGGAGCGGUUCAACUAUGUGGUUAUUAGGAAGAUUCACCGUCUGACAAUCACUGAGACCUACAGAACUGAUGCUGGGGAGUACACCUUUAUUGCUGGCAAGAACAGGAGUGUGGUAACACUUCACGUCAAAAUUCCUGAGCCUCCCAGAAUCGUCCGCCAGAUGGAGGCACUUACGGUUGAGGCUGGCAAGCCUGCUCGCUUCAAUGUGGAGGUGGCAGGUGUCCCUCAGCCUCAGGUAGCUUGGUACAAGAACUCCCAGGCUCUGUCAGCUGGGUUUAAAUGCAAGUUCCUUCGAGAUGGGAAUGAGUAUGCACUGCUGCUGAUUGAGGUCUUCCCGGAGGAUGCUGCAGUUUAUAACUGUGUGGCCACAAAUGACUUUGGCCAGGCAUCUAGUUCUGCUAAUCUUACUGUGGAAGUCUCAGAGGUGGUGUCUCCCGAGUCAGGUGCUCCCGUCUCUCCCCCUGUCAUCAUCUCUCCAAUUCACAAUGCCUCUGCCAAGGAGGGUGAAUCUGUCAGAUUCCAGUGCCGUGUCUCUGGAGAUGAUCUUAAGAUCAUGUGGUACUGCAAAGAUAAAGAGCUCAAGCAGUCUGAGUUCUUCAGGAUGUCCCAGUUUGACGAUAAUUGCAAAUUGGAGAUUGCCAGAGUGUACCCUGAGGAUGAGGGGGAGUACAUUUGCGUUGCUCGUAACUCUGCAGGAAUGGUCUCAUGCUCUGCUUUCCUGAACCUCGAUGGAGAAAUGCACACUCAGGACACUGCAUCCAAACAGUGGCAUGCCACUUCCAGUCUCUCCACAAGCAUAUCAAGUGUUAAGAAGGAACCAAUUGGUCAAAAGCCCACUUUUAUUCAGCCUAUUAUGAGCUGCUCCGUGUAUAACGGGGAAGUGGCCAGAUUCCAUGCUUGUGUGUCCGGCAUGCCGAGGCCAGAAAUCAGCUGGUUUCACAAACGGGAACCCAUAAAACCAACAAAAAAUGUUGUCUUCCAUUUCGAUGAGAUGACAAACACUGCCACACUUAUCAUAGUAGAUGCUUUCUCUGAGCAUGCCGGACUGUACACAUGCAAAGCAAUCAAUAGUGCAGGAGAGGCGGUUUGCACGGCUACCCUGACAGUAACUGCAGAAGUGCCUAUGCAAGAGGUGAUUGAAGCCAAAAUUGAGGAAGAAGUCAAAGAGUUUUCUAGCCUGACUGUGACGACUGAAGAAGAAGAAUCCUACAGAACUUCCCUCCAAUUGCCUGAAAAAUCUAAAACACUUGAACUCAAGUCAGAGCAAAAAAUGUACUCAAGUUCUAUUGAAAAGAAAAAAGAAAAGCCCAUUUUUAUUACCCAACUUGCUCCUGUUGCUGUCACAACAGGAGACACAGCUCGAUUGACUGUCAACAUUUCUGCUUUCCCUAAACCAAAAGUUCAGUGGUUUCAUAAUGGCAGAAUCAUUAUAUCAUCCUCUGUCUACACAUUCAUAGAAAAUAGAGAUGAGUACACAUUAAUUAUCUCUGGGGUUAAGAAGGAAUAUGAAGGAGAAUACUCUUGUGUUGCAACUAACAAAUUUGGCAAGUCAACUUGCACAACCACCCUUAACGUAAAUCUAAGUGAUGUUACACAUGCAGAGAGGUGGGUUGAACAAAUGUUCAAGGUACCUGGCCAGCCUCCGUGUUUCACCACACAGAUUGAAUCAGUGCAAUGUGCAGAAGGGGGCGAAGCAAAAUUUCAGUUUAAAGUUAGCGGAUCACCACCCCCUGUAGUUCAGUGGUUUAAAGGUAGUUACCAAAUUCAAUCAAGUAACCGUAUCACCAUAGUCUACAACCCUGAUGGCUCAGGAUUAAUGAGAAUGACUGGCCUUCAUCAGCAAGACAGUGGGCUCUACACAUGCAAAGCAUCCAAUUCUUCUGGAGAAGCUUCCAGCAGUGCUGAACUGAUUGUCUUCCGUGAGACUGCUUCCAUAUCCCGCCACAAAGAAAAGGUAGUCACCCAGAAGCAGAAAGGCUACAAAGUUUCGAUGACCGAGCAGGCAACUGAGUCCCGUCUAUACAUGGUUAACAUCCCAGGCGAGACUAAAGAGCAAGCAGGACGUCAAAUGAUUUACACCAUUGGCACUGAGGAUAGACAGGUUGACACCAGUGAACAGGUAGACACCUUAAGGGAGGUAGAUAUUUCUGCUGCCACCAUUCAUAGAGAGCAGGUAACCCACCAGGCUGCAGUCUUGGAGUCUCAUGAGGUGCAAGAGAGAGUGACCAUGGGUCCCCCUCGGCCACAGCCAGCAGUUGCGACUCCAGUGAAACAGCUUCACACGGCUGCCCUAACAUCUGCCAUUGAGGAAAAUCAAGGGUUCACAGAGCAGCACUCUGAACGCAUCAAAAGCCCUGAGAUCACAGAGCUAGAAAUGGCAAGGGAACAGCCCUCAAAGUUGAUGUCUGCAAUAUCUGAAAACAUAACACCUUUCACCAUUGUAAAAGCUGGACCUUUAGCUAAGAGAGAAGAGGAAAAGAUGGAGUCAACUCGUGAACCAAUACACCCUAUCAGUAGUCAUCAGGUUGAGACCACACUUUCAAUUAUGAAAGAGAAAUCACAGAAAAUUCCAACACCACAAGUUGAGAAAAGCUACAAAGUCAAAGAAGGUGUGAAAAUUCUGUAUUCUGCUAUAUCAACAGGGAAUCAAGAAAUCACUGAGGGCCACUCUGCAGAAUUAGCCACUUCAGAUUCAGCUAUACAAUCUUCUGUGAAAAAAGAACAGCCAAAACCUGUUAUACUUUCAGUAAGUGAGACUAAACAGACAUUAUCAAAAGAGGAAAUAUUUAUCAUAUCGAGACCAGGGGAAGAGGUGGCUCACACCACCAAAGAUAAGGCACUUAAGACUGCUCUUACAGCAGAAGAAAAGCGUGAGCUUCAAGCAGAGUGCAUGGGUGAACUUCCUGGUUUAGACAGCGCUGUAUCAGUGCACUCAGAGAGGGAACAAGAGCAAGUCUUGCACCUACAGCUGAUUAGUGAUCAAGGUAGUUUGCCCUCAGAGGGUCGGUUUACCUGUGAGAGACCAGCUGAGGAAAAGGCAGAUGUUAGGAAGAGUCCCACCCUGCUCCACUCAGUAUCUACAGAUGAGCAGAGAACCGUCACUUGUGAGGACUCUGCACAGUUUUCAUCAGAGAAGACCUCAUUGACUCUGCAGCCUCAGAAAGAACCCCUUGGGACCUUGCACCUUCAGUCUACUCAGUUCGAAAGUGCCCUGACCAAAGAGGGAAUGAUAUCUUUUGAGAAACCAGACCAGCAGGUGGCAGCACAGAGGCAGGAGAAAGCUCGUAAAAAUGCAGUUACAACUGAGGAAAAGAGGGAGCUUACAGCAGAUUACUACAAAACCCUUGACACAUCUGUAACAGGUGUUCAGUCUGAGCAUAAAAUAGAGCCAAAGCCUCAGAGUAUUCUUCAGGUUGUCUCCGAUCCUAUGCAACUGCCAAAGGAAACGCCUUUCUCGACUGAUAUGAAACAACAACGCGCAUUAGUCCAGAAGGAAGACCGCUGGAAUAUUGUACAUGUUACUUCUGUGUCUGACAGGCAAGAUUUAGAAGAGGGCCACACAGAUGAUUUGGGGUCAGUUGAGAAAUUCACAAGUAAGACUGAAGUGGAACCAAAAUUACCUUUGGAAUCCAUCACAAUAGAGGAGAGAGCAGUCUCAACUGAGAGCAGUGUGGCUCUUGAGGCAGCAGAACAAGAUUUUGCAGUCCAAAUUCAGGAGGGCCAGUCUGUCAGACAGUCUAUCGUUAUGGAUGAGAAACACAUCUUGACUGGAGAGCAGUCUAAAGAAAUCUCUAAAUCUGAGACAACAACAGCAACUGUAGUUAAGCAGAGCAAAAGUGCCUUUAUGGUGUCAGAAUCUAGAGAGAGCCAAACCCUUCCGAAAGAGCUCACUUUUGUGAUCCAAGCACCAAAAUCAUUUACCUUGGAUGUCAGGCAUCAGUUGAAGAGUGCUUUACAGUCUGCUGUUGCACGAGAUCAACCUCUGAUACUGGCAGAUGUUGUGCAGAGUUUAGCAGUCGUAGAAGUACAAGAGGUUAAGGUACGUAGAGAGCCAAAGUAUGCGAUGUACACAUACCUAAUCACAACAACAGGUGCACCUAUUGAAAUCACAAUUGCCUUUGAGAGUGGCUAUCCCCAAACUGCAGAUCUGAAAAGUGAGCUUAAGGCUGCUUUCUACUCCAUAGUCUAUAGAGAGCAGCAGGUCCUGACAUCUGAACAGCCUGGCACGAUGCAAAUCGAUAGGCCUCAGAGAUUGCAGGUUACGAGCGCCUCUUCAAAAGAAAUGCUCUCAUCCAUGGUGCAAACAGUGCAGACGAGUGAGAAUGUGUCAGAUUUGGCAGCGCCUAAGACACAGUCUGCCGCACUGAGAACUGAAACCAAAGCUUCCUUCCAGACAGUAACAGCACAGGAGCAAACUAUUGUGCAAGAGUCAAAAAGAGCCAUGGUACAGAUGACCACUGAAUCAAAAAUAGAAAUGGAAAAAUCCGUAGAUAUUUCUACUCAGGAAAGCAGAUCUGUGACAGUGUCGGGCCGUGAGAGAGAUGUUGGUGCAGCUGCUAUUACUACAGAUGUUCCCUUUGCACCAGUGCCUGUUGAGCAGUCAGUAGAUAUCCACAUUAAAAAGAAAAAAAUGGAGGGUUUUCUGAUAGAGGAAACCAUUACAACAACCAAAACUAUUGAAAAGGUUGGCAAAUACCCCCCGAUAUUUGAAACAGAAUUGGAAGAUGUUAUAGUGGAGGAAAAAGGCACAGCCACUUUUACAGUGUCUGUAAAAUUCGUUAAAAAUGUCAAUUGGCUGUUCAAGGGAAAAAUGAUUAAAUCUGGCAAAGAGUUCAAGUGUUCCAAGCAACAUAACACAUACACACUAGUGAUCGACAAAGUAAUCAAGGAGAAGCAUGAAGGAGAGUAUGUCUGUGAGGCAGAGAAUGAAGGCGGCAAGACUACAACAUCCUCAAGACUCACAGUUGUCUUAAGAGUACCACCUGUUUUCAGGCACAAAGCCCAUCCACUGGAAGUCAACAUUGGCGCCAAUGCCAGAUUUGAGUGCGAGAUUGAAGAUGCACCAAAUGUCACUUUCAAGUGGUACAAGUCUGGCUCUGAGAUCAGACAAAGUGAGAAGUUCAUGAUCAUCAGCCGUGGCACCAUUUCCUCUUUGGAGAUUCUCAACCCAGCCAAGGUGGACACGGCUGAAUAUACCUGCAAAGCUUCUAACCAGCAUGGAAGUGACAGCUGCUCUGCUCGCCUCAACGUGACUGAACCGCCAGACUUUGCACAGAAACUUCCGAGCACAAAGUUUGUGAAGCUGAGCGACGCAGUCGUUUUCGAAUGCAAAGUGACGGGCACUGCCCCACUUCAGAUUAACUGGUUUAAAAACGAUUCAAAACUGACAGAUGGUCACAACUGCAAGACAUCAUUUGAUGGCUCAGUGGCAGUCCUCCAUGUUUCCUCCGCGUCAUUUGACGAUGGUGGAGUGUAUACAUGUGAGGCUCAGAAUGACGCUGGAACUAAAAGCUGCAGCGCAACACUCACAGUGAAAGAACCACCAUCUUUCAUCAAAGUGCCUCAACCUGUUGAAGGACUGAAAGGCAAAGACGUCAGUCUGAACUGUGAAUUGAAGGGCACAGCACCGUUUGAGAUAACCUGGUUCAAAGAUAAAAAGGCACUAAAGGAGGGCAGAAAAUAUAAGUUUGUGUACGAAGGAUGCUCUGCAACUAUGCAUAUCCUUGGUCUGGAAGCUUCAGAUGCUAUUGAGUAUGAGUGCAAAGCAUCCAACAGUGUAGGAAGUGACACAUGCAAUGUGUCUGUUAAACUGAGAGAGCCACCAGUCUUUGUGAAGAAGCUGUCCAAUAUGACAGCAGUGUCUGGUGAAGAAGUGACUUUGGUUGCCACGAUUAAAGGCUCUCAGCCAAUGACUGUAUCUUGGGUUCAGGACAAAGACCAUGUUCUUAGGGAUGGUGACAACCGCAAGAUUACCUUUGAGAACAACCAGGUCACUCUUAAAAUCUUUAAGGCUGACAAAACCACUGCUGGGAAGUACACCUGUCAGCUCAAAAAUGAUGCUGGGGUGGCAGAGUGCAUAGCUAACUUGACUGUUUUAGAGCCGGCUUUAAUUAUUGAUAGGACAGAGUCUUUUAGUGUCACAGAAGGAGACAUAGCCGCCCUAGAGUGUACUGUAGCUGGAACUCCCGAGUUAAUGCCAAGGUGGUACAGAAAUGGAGUGGAACUGUCGUCUGGAAAGAAGUACAAGAUCACCUUUGCAAAAAUGAUCUCCAGUCUUAAAAUUUUGACAAGCGAGAGGGACGACUCUGGAGAGUACACAUUCGAGGUCAAAAAUGAAGUUGGCGCUGAUGUCAGCAAAAUACACCUCAAUGUCCUAGAUAAAAUAAUUCCUCCGGCGUUCUCACGGAAAUUGAAAGAUGUACAGAGUAUUGUGGGUAAAUCUGGUGAACUGGACUGUAAAGUGUCUGGAUCUUCACCUUUCACAAUCUCUUGGUACCAUGAUGGAGCGGAGAUCACAAGUGGACCUAACUACGAAAUUAUGUUCAGCGACAACACCUGCACUUUGAAAGUUCCCACACUCAAACUGUCUGAUUCUGGAACGUACAAGUGCAAAGCUGUCAACAAAGCAGGAACCGCUGAAACCAGUUCAACUUUCGUUGUAAAAGAGCCUCCAUCUUUUGUGACUCAACCUCAACCACUGGAAGCGUUGCCCGGCUCAAGCGUUACAUUUGCUGCUACUGUGAGGGGAAGUGCCCCUCUAAAACUGAAAUGGUUUAGAGGGAGCAAGGAAGUUUUGCCUGGAAGGGACUGUGCAAUAGCUCUCAAAGGUGACAUGGCUACGUUGGAGCUCCGCAACGUUGAUAAAUCCCACGCAGGAGAGUACACAUGCCAAAUUAUUAAUGAUGCUGGAAAGGAGAACUGCACAGUGAACCUGUUUGUGAAAGAACCUGCUCGUUUCAUUAAAAAACUUAAAGACCUUUCUGUUGAAAUGGGCAAAUCCAUGAUUCUUGAAUGCACAUACAGUGGAAGCCCAGAAAUUCAUGUUAAAUGGCAUAAGGAUGGGCAAGAGAUAUAUUCCUCUUACAAGUACAACAUGACAACAACUGAGAGCUCCUGCAUCCUGGAGUGUCUAAACAGUGAUAAAGAGGCUGCAGGAAAAUACUCUUGCGAAGUCUCCAAUGGAGCCGGAACUGAUACUUGUCAUGCCAAUGUGUCCAUAUUAGAACCUCCAUACUUUAUUGAACAAUUGGAGCCAAUGGAUGUCACAGCUGGAGAUGCUGUUUGCUUGAAAUGCCAAAUAGGGGGCACACCUGAAAUUAAAGUAUCCUGGUUUAAAGCCGAUGGAAAAUUGAGAUCCUCUGCCAUGUGCAAAAUGGAAUUCUCAAAAGGUGUAGCCUGUCUGAAAAUUAGUAAAACGUCUAAAGCAGACAUUGGAGAAUAUACAUGCAAAGCUGAAAACAGCAUUGGAUCAGCAUCCUCCAGUUGCCAACUAACUGUACAAGAGGUCAAAACACCACCAUCUUUCCCCAAGAAAAUUACUAGUAUACAACAAACUGAGGGACAGGCAGUCAGAUUUGAGUGUCGUGUGGCUGGAUCCUCCCCCAUGGAGAUCUCUUGGCUUAAAGAUGGUGAAACCUUGAGAAAUGACGCUGAAUUCUCAAUGAGUUUCGAUGAUAACUCUGCCGUCCUUCAAAUUGCCAGAGGAGAAAUGAGACACUCUGGGGAAUAUACUUGUGUCGCAACAAAUAGUGUUGGGACAGCCUCUUGCAGAGCCAAACUCACACUUCAAGAGCCAAGAUAUCCACCAGUUUUUGAUAAAAAGCUUUUGCCAGUGGACGUUACGGUGGGAGAUAGUGUGGAGAUGGAAUGUCACAUGACUGGAUCUUUGCCAAUGAAAGUGACAUGGUCAAAGGAUCACAAAGAUAUUCGCACUGGCGGAAAUUAUAAAAUAUCAUGUGUGGAUAACACUGCACACCUCACCAUUCUAAAAGCAGAUAAAAAUGACUCUGGACGCUAUUCUUGCCAUACUAGUAAUGACAUGGGAAAGGACUCUUGUUCUGCUGAAGUAUCUGUGAAAGAGCGUAAAAUUCCUCCCAGCUUCACCAAAAAGCCCUCUGAAUCUAUCGAGGAAGUUGAGGCCAAGGUGGUGAAACUAGAGGCCCGUCUGUCUGGAUCUCAGCCCAUAACAGUGAACUGGUACAAAGAUGGCAGUGAAAUCUCCAGCUCUGACGACUAUGACAUAUCCUUCAAGAACAAUGUGGCUGUGCUCUGUAUCAAGAAGUCUCAGUGCUCAGACAGUGGCACAUACACCUGCAAAGCCACUAACGAAGCUGGCAGCGACAGUUGCCAAGCUACAGUGAGAAUCUCAGAACACAAGGUGCCUCCGACCUUCGACAUACCUCUUAAGCCAGUGACCAUUAAUGCGGAUGACAAGCUCACCCUGAGCUGCCACGUCCGUGGUUCUCCUCCGCUGAAGGUUCAGUGGAUGAAGGACAGACGGGAGGUGUCGUCCUCAGCCAGCACAAAGAUCACCUUUGUAAAUGGCACAGCCACUUUGGAGAUUGUCCGUGUGUCCAAGAAUGAUGCUGGAGAUUAUUUGUGCAAGGCUACAAAUGAGGCUGGAAGUGAAUUUUGCAAGUCCAAAGUGACUGUGAAAGAAAAAGCCGCUGCCGCAGCUCCAGCACCUGAAGCGGCCCCUGCAGCCAAACCAGCAAAGAAGCUUGAUAACUUGUACUUCAUCGAAGAACCCAAGACUGUUCAUAUCACAGAGAAGGGUACAGCAACCUUCAUUGCUAAAGUUGGUGGUGACCCAAUCCCCAACGUGAAAUGGAUGAAGGGCAAGUGGAGACAGGUUACUCACGGUGGUCGCAUCACCAUCGAGCAGAAGGGUCAAGAGGCCAAGCUGGAAAUCAGGGAGGUUACCAAAUCUGACUCUGGACAGUACAGAUGUGUUGCAUCUAACAAACACGGAGAGAUUGAGUGCAGUGCUGACAUGAAUGUCGAGGAGAAGAAAGAGAUUGUCCCUGAGACAGUGAAACUAAAGAAGACACCUUCAAAGCAGAAAAGUCCGAAGGAAGGCCAAGAGAUUGAUAUUGUAGAGUUGCUGAGGAAUGUAGAUCCAAAGGAAUAUGAGAAGUAUGCUCGCAUGUACGGGAUCACUGAUUACCGUGGUCUCCUACAAGCUAUUGAGCAGUUGAAGAGAGAGAAGGAGGAGGAGAGUGGACGACCUGAGGGAAGUUUGGCUUCAAGAGAGUCAGAUGAAGAUUUGGCUCAAAUUGUGGCUGAUUUGCAAAAGAGAAUGGAACAGACAGAGCCUGUUACUCUUGUGAAAGACAUCACUGAUCAAACAACAGAUGUUAACAAGGAGGCUGUGUUUGAAUGUGAAAUUAAAAUCAACUACCCAGAGAUCACCUUGUCCUGGUACAAGGGUACACAGAAGCUUGACACUAAUGAUAAAUAUGAGAUCAAAAUUGUUGGUAACCGCCACAUACUGAAGAUCAAGAAGUGCCAGACUGGUGACGCAGGCAAUUACCGGGUUGUAUGCGGGCCACAUAUCUCCAGUGCCAAACUCACAGUACAGGAAGCUAAAGUGGAAGCACAUUUGGAGGAAACUGCUGAAAUUGAGUUAGGAAGGUUGCCUUAUGAUGUCCCUGACACAUCAAUUCAAGUGCCCGAUGCACCUACUGCAUUUGCCAUUAAAGAAGAGUCAUCAACUGAAUACUAUCAGUAUGAGGAGAAGAUGGAGAUACGAGAACGAGAAAUCUGGACAGAAGAAAUGGUAGUGCAGGAGGUCACUACAGUUGAAGUUCCAAGGGUGCCUGUGGAGGAACCAGUCCAGAGGGCGAAAUUAGGCAUGAGAGAGGAAGCUCCAGAGAGAGUUCCUGAGGCUUCCAAGCCUGAAGAGAAACCAUCUAUCAAAGAACCAAAGAAACAGGAACCAGCUAAAGUACCUGAAGCCAAGAAGCCCGUGGAGGAAAAAGUAAUUCCAGUAAAAGUGCCAGAGAAAAAGGAUGUUCCACCACCAAAAGAACUCGAAGAGCCAAAGGUUUCUGUUCCUAAGCCAACUCCCACUGCUCCUGUAGAACAACAGGUCACUCCUAAAAAAGAUGUCCAAACACCUGCAGCACCUGCGGCUGCUGAGCCUAAACCAAAGGUGCCGGCUGAGCCUAAACCACAGGUGGCUGUUGAACCGGAACCUAAGCCCGAAUCUAAAGCAGCACCGGCAAAGAAACCAGAAGCUCCCCACGCUAAAGUCCCUGUGGAGGCAAAGAAACCCACUGUGUCAGAACCAUCAGAGCCACCAAAAACAGUACCAGCUAGAAAACCAGAGCCGACGCCAACCCUGCCAGAAGUUGCCGCACCAAAAGUGGCUGAACCAGAAAAGAAGGCCCCUCCUGCAAAAACUCCAUUCUCAAUAAAAGAAGAAGUACCUCCCCAGAAAGUGCCUGAGGAGAAAAAGAAGACACCAGUAAAAGAACCUGCAGCACCAAAAGUGCCUGAACCAGAGAAGAAGGCGGCUCUUGAUACAAAACCGGUGUCGGUAAAACCUGAGGUUGCUCCCCCUAAAGUACCUGAGCAAGAAAAGACAACUCCUGAAAAGACCCCUGUGCCAGAGAAAAAGGAAGUUGCCCCGGCUAAAGUGCCUACCCCUGAAAAGAAACCAUCACCUGAAGCUGCAAAGAAAUUGUCUCCACCUCAAGUACCAAAAGCUGAAAAGAAACCAUCUCCUGAACCCGCUGCAAAAAAAGUCUCUCCACCUGAAGUGCCAAAAGUUGAAAAGAAACCUUCCCCUGAACUUGCUACAAAGACAGAACCACCUACUGAACUUGAAGAUGGUGGAAAAGGACCUGUUUCUGCACCUGGACCAGUUAAGAAAGAGGGAACUCCUAAAGAUACAGGAGCAGCAGGUGGAAGAGGAAGAGGCUUGAAACCAAAACAAACUCCAUCCCCAGGAGAAGGUAGAGGCAGAGGCCUGAAACCUGGAGGUGGAGGCAAACCUCCAGAGGAGCCACCAUUCGCUGGAUUCCAGCUGAAGGCUGUCCCACUGAAAUUCAUCAAGGAGCUCAAAGACAUUGUGUUGUCAGAGGCCGAGUCGAUUGGUACCUCUGCUGUGUUUGAGUGUGAGGUGUCGCCCUCCACUGCCAUCACCACAUGGAUGAAGGAUGACAGCAACUUGAGGGAGAGCCCUAAGCACAAGUUCACUUCUGACGGCAAAGACCGCAAACUGGCAAUUAUUGACGUCCAACUCUCUGACCGCGGUGAAUACACUUGUGUGGCUACGCUUGGCAAAAAGGAGAAGACCUCAACUGCCAAGCUCAUUGUGGAAGAGCUGCCAGUGAAAUUCGUGAAGACACUUGAGGAGGAAACGUCUGUUAUGAAGGGACAGCAUCUGUACCUGACCUGUGAGUUGAACAAGGACAAGGAGGUGACAUGGAAGAGAAAGGGCACACCUUUUAUAACAGUCCCUGGAAAGAUCCAAAUAGCUUCCAUUGGACUGCAACGUGCUGUGACAAUCCAGAACGCUCAAGAAGAGGAUGCUGGACUUUACGUAUGCGAGUGUGAAAAUAUCCAGACAGAGUCAAAGGUCAAAAUUAUUGAAAUCAUCAAAGACUGGUUAGUGAGACCACUGAAAGACCAGCAUGUGAAGCCUAAAGCUACUGCCACAUUCAAGUGUGAACUCUACAAAGACACCCCAAAUUGGAAGUGGUUCAAGGGGGAUGAGGAAAUCCCUAACGAUCCAACAGAUAAAACAGAGGUUACGAAGGAUGGUAAAGAGCUUACUUUGACCAUCAAAAAUGCAGCCCCUGGUGAUGUUGCAGAGUAUGCCAUGGAAGUAGAGGGUCGUAGAUACACUGCAAAGCUGACACUUGGGGAGCGUGAAGCUGAGAUCCUGAAGCCUCUGUCUAGUAUUGAAGUUGUGGAGAAAGAGGAGGCCAACUUUGACACUGAAAUUUCAGAAGAGGAUGUUCCUGGAGAAUGGAAACUUCAGGGACGAGUUCUGCAGAGAUCACCAACAUGUGACAUCAGAGCAGAGGGUGCCAAGAGAUUCCUCACUCUAAAGGAUGUUCAGCUUGACCAGUCUGGUGAAGUGUCAUAUCAGGCUCUGAAUGCCAUCACCACUGCAAUGCUCACAGUCAAGGAGGGCGAAGCACGCUUCGUCGUAAAAUUGCAAGAUUAUACAGCAGUUGAAAAGGACGAGGUUGUCCUGGACUGUGAGUUGAACAAAGAUGUCCCAGUGAGAUGGUUUCAUAAUGAGGCAGAAAUCAAGGCCUCAAAGAUGGUGACAAUAAAGACUGAAGAGAAACGACGGAUACUGAUAAUUAAGAGAGUGGGAGACAAAGAUAAAGGUCAAUACGUGUGUGACUGCGAAACUGACAAGACCUUGGCUAAUCUCAAUAUCGAAGCACGUGACAUCAAAGUGGUUAAGCCAAUGUAUGGUGUUGAUCUCUUUGAUGGAGAGACAGCCCGUUUUGAGGUUGAGCUCUCUGAGGAUGAUGUACAUGGCCAGUGGAAACUGAAUGGAGAAGUCCUUACUCCUUCAGCUGAUGUUGAAAUUAUUGAGGAUGGAGCAAAGCACACCUUAAUACUGUAUAACUGCAAAGUUCCCCAAUCCGGGGAGUUAACCUUCCAUGGAGCAAAUGCCAAAUGCACAGCAAUUCUGAAAGUAAAAGAGAUUCCGGUGACUUUCAUUACACCUUUGAGUGACGUGCAUGUGUAUGAGAAAGAUGAGGCGAGGUUUGAGUUGGAGGUGUCCAGAGAGCCCAAAACUUUCCGCUGGCUCAAAGGAACUCAGGAGCUUGAGAAUGAUGACAAGUUUGAGAUCAUUCAAGAAGGGAAAAGGCACACUCUAGUGGUGAAGGCGGCUGGCUAUAGUGAUGAGGCCAAGUAUGCCUUUGAGGCAGAGGACAACAGAACGUCAGGCAAACUUAUCAUUGAAGGCAUUCGUCUUGAAUUUGUCAAGCCCAUUAAGGAUGUGACCGUGAAGGAGCGCGAGACUGCGGAGUUCAAAGUUGAACUUUCGCAUGACAAUAUACAGGUCACAUGGUACAAGAAUGACAAGCGCCUGCACCCCAGCAAAUUGGUGCACAUGUCAGAUGAUGGCAAAGUCCACACCCUCUCCUUCAAGGAAGUGUCCAUUGAUGACACUUCCCUGAUUAAAGCAGAGGCUCUCGGAAAGACCUCAGAGGCCAUGCUCACUGUUCUGGAGGGAGAUCCUUACUUUACGACUAAGCUUCAUGACUACACAGCUGUUGAGAAGGAUGAAGUUAUCCUGCACUGUGAAGUGAGCAAGUCCCAUGCUGAGGUGAAAUGGUUCCAUGAUGGCAAGGAGCUUACCCCCUCCAAGAAUGUUCAGAUCAAAUCCGAUGGAAAGACGCGCACUCUUACAUUAAAGAUAGCUGAGAAGACCAACACUGGUGAAUACACCUGUGACUGUGGUUCUGACAAAACUACCGCUAAAUUGAACAUUGAAGAACGUGACAUCAAGGUUGUACGCCCCCUGUACAGUGUUGAAGUAAUUGAGACAGAAACUGCCCGAUUUGAGACUGAGAUCUCUGAGGAAGAUGUUCAUGGGAAAUGGAAGCUAUUGGGAGAGACCCUUCACUCAUCUGCUGACGUUGAGAUUAAGGAAGAGGGAACCAAGCACAUACUGAUCCUCUACAACGUGCGCAAGGAUAUGGCUGGAGCAAUCGACUUCCAUGCUGCAAACGCCAAGUCCAAUGCCCAGCUGAGAGUUAAAGCACGGGUGAUAGGCCUCAUGAGGCCUCUGAAGGAUGUUACAGUCACUGCUGGAGAGACUGCCACCUUUGACUGCGAACUCUCCUAUGAGGGCAUAACUGUGGAAUGGCUCCUUGGGGGUACCAAGCUGGAACCAAGCGACAGGGUUGUCACCAGGGCAGAAGGGAGAGUGCACACGCUGAGUAUUAGGGAUGUUAAGCUGACGGAGGCCGGGGAAGUAAAACUCACUGCUAAGGACUUCGAGACACAAGCCAACCUCAAAGUGAAUGAGGCCCCAGCUGAGUUCACUAAACCUCUGGAGGACCAGACAGUUGAGGAGGAGGCCACUGCUACACUAGAGUGUGAAGUUUCCAGGGAAAACGCGGAGGUAACAUGGUACAGAGAUGGACAGGAGAUCCGCAAGACCAAGAAGUAUGACAUGGUUGCCGAUGGCCGUGUAAGAAAACUUCUUAUUCACGAUUGUGCAAUCGAUGACUCAAAGACAUAUACCUGUGAUGCCAAACAUUUCAAGACGUCAGCUUUCCUGAACGUUGAGCCUCCACAUGUUGAGUUCUCUACGCCACUCCAUGAUGUUGAGGUCAAAGAGAAGGAAACAGCACAGUUUGAAUGCGAAGUAUCCAGAGAAAACGCAAAGGUCCGCUGGCUGAGGGAUGGCUGUGAGAUCCGUAAAGGCAAAAAGUAUGAGAUAAUUGCUAAAGGUGUUAAGCGUAUUCUGGUCAUUCACAAGGCCGUAUUUGAUGAUGAGGCAGAAUACGAAUGUGACGCAAAGACCUCCAAGAGCUCCGGCAUGCUGACCGUUGUCGAGGAGGAAGCUAGAUUCACAAAGAAUCUGGCCAACUUUGAAGGAACUGAAACAGACAGUGUGAAAUUGAUCUGUGAAGUAUCCAAGGCCAGUGCAGAGGUCACUUGGUACAAGGGUGACGAGGAGCUGCAAGAGGGAGCCAAAUACGAGUGCAUCCAGGAUGGCCGGAAGAGGAUCCUUAUUAUUCAGGAUCUCCGCAUGGGUGAUGCUGGAGAAUAUGAAUGCAGACUUCCAAAUACAAAGACCACAGGCAACCUGAAGAUUAACGAAAUGGCUGCUGAGUUUAUUGCCAGACCUCAGAACCAGGAAGUUAUCGAAGGAAACAAGGCUGAGUUUGUGUGUUCAGUCUCCAAAGAUACCUUUGAGGUCAAAUGGCAUAAAGGUGACAAGGAGCUUACAUCUGAUGACAAAUACGAAAUUCGUGCUGACGGCAAAAAACGAGUUCUUAUUGUGAAGAACUGUGAUAGACAUGAUGAAGGUGGCUACAUUGCACACAUUGGCAGUGUCAGAGCAUCCGCUGAACUGACAGUUAUCGAGAAACUUAAGAUAAUUACGCCACUCAAAGACACCGAAACAGGAGAGGGACAGGAGACUGUUCUUAACUGCGAGGUGAAUACUGAAGAGGCCAAAGCAAAAUGGCUUAAAAAUGACGAGACAAUGUUUGAAAGCAGCAAGUUCAUUAUGACCCAGAAAGAUAACGUGUUCUCAUUGAGAAUCAAAGAGUCCCAGAAGUCAGAUGAUGGCAGUUACACCAUUAUGGUGACAAAUAGCCGUGGGGAACAGGUCAAGUGUUCUGCCCAGCUUACAGUACAAGAGGAGGACCUUAGAAUCAUUGUACCUAUUGAGGACUGUGAAACACAGGAGAAGAGAACGAUCGCCUUCCAAUGCAAGGUGAACAGACCAAACGUGACACUGAAGUGGAUGAAGGGUGGUCAGGAGAUCACAUUCAACAAGCGUAUUGUGUACAGAGUGGACAAAGACAAACACACCUUGACAAUCAAAGACUGCAACCUCAAAGACGAGGGAGAGUACAAAGUCAUUGCAGGAGCCGACAAGUGCUCUGCUGAGCUGAUCAUCAGCGAAGCACCAACUGACUUUGGCGUGCAGCUCAAAGACCAAACUAUCAUAGAGUUUGAAGAUGCUGAGUUUACUUGUGAACUGACCAAGGAAAAGGCUGAGGUGAAAUGGUACAGAAAUGGACGUGAAAUCAGAGAAGGACCUAGAUACCGAAUGGAGAAAGAUGGCAAGAUUUGCAAACUCUGCAUCAAAGAAUGCAGACCAGAUGAUGAAUGUGAAUAUGCAUGUGGUGUGGAAGACAGGAAAUCCAGGGCUAGACUCUUUGUUGAGGAGAUCCCUGUUGAGAUUAUCAGACCUCCUCAAGAUGUAUUCGAGCCUCCUGGCUCUGAUGUCCUCUACGAGGUUGAGCUGAACAAAGACAGGGUGGACGUCAAAUGGUUGAGGAACAACAUGACCAUUGUCCAGGGUGACAAGUACCAGAUGGUGAGCGAGGGCAAAGUUCACCGACUCCAAGUCUGUGAAAUCAGACCUCGUGACCAGGGAGAGUAUAGAGUCAUUGCCAAGGACAAGGAUGCCAGAGCCAAGCUGGAGCUGGCUGCUGUGCCCAAGAUCAAGACUUUGGACCAGGACCUUGUGACAGAUGCUGGAAAGCCGUUCGUUAUGGGAGUUCCCUUCAGUGCUUACCCCAAGGCUGAUACAGAAUGGUUCUACGAGAGCACCAGUUUGCCAAGAGAUAAUGUUCAUACAUCUGCUGACAAGACAGAGUACAGACUGAAGGAUCCAAAGAAGUCUGAUCAGGGCAGAUACAAGGUGACCAUCAAGAACAAGCAUGGACAAGGAGAGGCCUUCAUCAACCUGACAGUUAUCGAUAUCCCCGGACCUGUUAAGAACCUCAAUGUGGCUGAUACUGCUGAUGGAGAAGUCAGCCUUGUGUGGGAGGAGCCAGAGAGUGAUGGUGGCAGCAAAAUCAUUGGCUACGUUGUGGAGAGACGCGACGUCAGGCGCAAGACUUGGACUCUGGCCACCGACCGCGCCGAUAGCACAGAGUACACUGUGACAGGCCUGCAGAAAGACUCCAAGUACUUAUUCCGCGUGUGUGCUCGUAACAGGCUGGGAAGUGGACCAACUGUGGAAACUGACAAGGCCGUUCAAGCCAAGAACAAAUUUGAUGUUCCUGAUCCACCACAGAAUGUAGAGGUGGGCAAUGUCACCAAGUUCAGCGCCACCCUUACUUGGGAACCCCCAGUGUCUGAUGGAGGCUCUGUGAUCACUGCUUACAUCAUUGAGCUCCGUGACCGCACUGCUGUGUCAUGGUCUGCCGUCAUGGUUACCAAGCCUCAAGAUCGCACCGCAGUCAUCAAUGACGUGAUUGAGAAUAAAGAGUACAUCUUCCGCAUCAGAGCUGAGAACAAAGCUGGAACUGGCAAGCCAAGCGCUGCCACACACCCAGUCAAAAUCAUGGAUCCUAUUGAGAGGCCAAGCCCACCCCUUAACUUGAACUAUGCUGAUCAGACCAAGCAGACUGUUCAGCUCACAUGGGAGACCCCCUUGCGUAAUGGUGGCAGCAUGAUCACUGGCUACAUCAUUGAAAGAAGCGAGGAUGGCUCAGACAAGUGGCUGAGAUGCAAUGCUAGACUUUGCCCAGACCUUGUUUACAAGUUGUCUGGUCUAAAGCAUGGAAAGCAUUACAACUACAGAGUAUUUGCUGAGAAUGCUGCUGGUGCAUCAGAUCCAUCCAACAUACUUGGACCAAUUCUAGCAGAUGACCCCCACUUUGCUCCAACACUGGACCUGAGUGGCUUCAAGGAUGGCCUGGAGGUCAUUGUUCCCUUCCCUCUCAAAAUCCGUGUGCCCAUCAGUGGAUACCCUGUGCCCAAAGCAAAAUGGACUUUCGGCGAAAAGGAGCUCACUCCAGAUGAGCGUGUGUCUAUGGUCACCAAGAGCACCUUUACUGAGCUGUUGGUCAAACCAAGCAUUCGUCCAGACAAAGGAACAUAUUCUCUGACUCUAGAGAACGAUGUCUCUUCUGUCUCAGGAGAGAUUGAUGUUAAUGUCAUUGCAUCUCCAAGUGCACCCAAAGAUUUCAAGGUGGCAGAGGUCACCAGAAAGCAUGUGCACCUCAUGUGGGAGGCCCCAGAACACGAUGGUGGAAGUCCACUGACUGGCUACCAGGUUGAGAAGCGUGACGCUUCCAGGAAGACCUGGGUUAAGGUCAUAAGUGGUAUUCAGGAUCAAGAAUACACUGUCACUGAUGUUGUUGAGGGAAAAGAGUACUUCUUCAGGGUAACUGCCUGCAACAAGUGUGGCCCUGGAGAGCCAGCUUACAUUGAUGAACCAAUCAAUGUCUCUUCACCAGCAACUACUCCCGAUGCUCCUGAGAACCUCAAGUGGAGGGACAAGUCUGCUUCAAGCAUCUUCCUGACCUGGGAGCCGCCGAAGUACGAUGGAGGCUCUGCCAUCAAAGGUUACAUGGUUGAUAAAUGCCAGCGUGGCACUGACAAGUGGGAGCCAUGCAGUGAAACCAUCCCUGAGAUGAAGUUUAAAGUGACUGGACUAAUUGAGGGCCAGUGGUAUGCAUACCGCGUGAGAGCCUUGAACAAACUGGGUUCUGGCAAACCAUCCAGGCCUACUGAUGAAAUUUUGGCAGUAGAUCCCAAAGAGGCCCCAGAGAUUAUCCUGGAUGCUAAGCUUCUUACUGGCCUGACUGUCAAGGCUGGAACAAAGAUUGACCUGCCCGCUGAUAUUACUGGAAAACCAGAGCCAAAGGUCAAAUGGAGCAAGGCUGACCAGGUCUUGAAGGCUAAUGACAAUGUCACCAUUGAUACCAAACCAGGCCACUCUGUGGUGUCCAUUGCCAAAACCAAAAGGGAAGACACAGCUACUUACAUUAUUGAAGCUGUCAACAGCAGUGGACGUGCAACUGCAACCGUUGAUGUUAACAUUCUAGACAAGCCUGGGCCCCCUGCUGCCUUUGAUAUUUCUGAGAUCACAAACCAUUCUUGCUUCCUGGCCUGGAAUCCACCUCGUGACGAUGGUGGCUCUAAGGUGACCAAUUAUAUUGUGGAGAGACGAGCACAAGAAAGUGAGAUCUGGCACAAGCUCUCCUCCACUGUUAAACAGACCACAUACAAGGCAACCGACCUGGUUGCUUUUAAGAAUUACAUUUUCAGAGUCUUCGCUGAGAAUCAGUUCGGUGUUGGCCCUGCAGCUGAGCACGCUCCAAUUACUGCCAGAUACUCCUUUGAUACCCCUGGUGCUCCCUACAAGUUAGAGCCUUCCGAUAUUACAAAGGAUGCUGUAACUCUGACAUGGUACGAGCCUGAUGAGGAUGGCGGUAGCCCCAUUACUGGAUACUGGGUGGAGAGGUUUGAGCCAGAUGCUGACAAAUGGAUCAGAUGCAACAAGCUUCCCAUCAGGGAUACCACAUUCAGAGUGAAGGGGUUGCCUACAAGAAAGAAGUAUAAGUUCCGUGUCUUGGCUGAAAAUCUUGCUGGACCUGGCAAACCAAGCAAAGAGACAGACCAGAUCCUCAUUAAGGAUCCAAUUGAUCCUCCCUGGGCUCCAGGUAAACCCACCAUUAGAGACGUUGCCAAGACAUCUGCUUUCCUUCAGUGGACCAAACCCGAGCACGAUGGUGGUGCCAAAAUUGAGUCCUACAUCAUUGAGCUCCUCAAGAGCGGAACCGAUGAGUGGGUCCGUGUUGCUGAUGGCAUUGUCAGCCUGGAGCAUUUCCUGAAGGGUCUGAUGGAGAAGCAGGAGUACUCCUUCCGUAUCAGAGCUGUGAAUGCAGCAGGAGAAAGUGAACCCAGUGAACCAAGUGAUCCUGUGCUGUGCAAGGAGAGACUAAAUCCUCCAUCACCUCCAAGAUGGCUUCAGGUGGUGAAUGUGACCAGGAACAGUGCUGAGCUGAAAUGGACGCCCCCUGAGAGGGACGGUGGUUCACCCAUCAUCAACUACAUUGUGGAAAAGAGAGACGUCAGGCGCAAAGGCUGGCAAGCAGUGGACACCACUGUCAAGGAGUGCAAGUACACAGUCACUCCUCUGAACGACGGUGCCCUCUACGUGUUCCGCGUCGCUGCUGAGAACUCAGUUGGGCCCAGCGCAUACUGUGAACUUGCAGACUCCGUUCUGGCCAAGGAUACAUUUACUACUCCUGGACCCCCAUAUGCUUUGGCUGUUACUGACAUUUCCAAGCGUUAUGUUGACUUAGUAUGGGAAGCCCCACAGAAUGAUGGUGGAAGACCAAUAACCAGAUAUCAGAUUGAGAAAAAAGAGAAACUCGGCACUCGCUGGAUGAAGUCUGGAAAGACAUCUGGCCCUGACUGCAAGUACAGAGUAACUGAUGUGAUUGAGGGAACUGAGGUUCAAUUCCAAGUCUGUGCUGAGAAUGAGGCUGGUGUUGGCCACCCAAGUGAACCCACUGAGAUCCUCACCAUUGAGGACCCAACAGGCCCACCAUCUCCUCCUCAGGAACUGCAAAUCACCGAAGCCGCAAGAGACCACAUCUCUUUCGCCUGGAAACCUCCAGAGAGGCAUGGAGGAUGCCCAGUCUCUGGCUAUCACAUUGAGCUCUGUGAGGCCGGAACUGAGAAAUGGAUGAGAGUGAACUCCCGUCAGGUCAAGGAGCUGAAGUUCACCGCAGGACCAGAGGAGGGCAUUGUUCCUGAGAAGGCAUACAUCGUGAGAGUGCGCGCUGUGAACUCCGUCGGUGUCAGCGAGCCCUCUGAUAUUUCUGAUAAAAUCUACGCCAAAGACGCUGACUGCAACCCAACAAUGGAGUUGGCAAGUCAGGACAUGGUUGUUGUGGAGGGCGAGAAGAUGCAUAUUCCAAUUAAAUUCAAAGCUGUGCCAUCGCCUAAAGUGAUCUGGCACAAAGAUGGCAGUGAAAUGAAGGCUGAUGAGAGGAUCAGUUUCAGGACUGAAUACACAGCCUGUCACCUGGAGAUUCCCAGCUGCCUUCAUGCAGAUGCUGGGCAGUACAAGGUCACCCUGGAGAAUAGCCUUGGCACCACAAGCGGAACAAUCAGUGUUAAAGUCAUUGGUCUUCCUGGACCAUGCAAGGAGAUUGUGGCCAGUGAAAUCACUAAGAACACCUGCAAGAUAUCCUGGGAUCCUCCAAACUAUGAUGGAGGCAGCCCCAUUCUUCACUACGUUCUACAGCGCAGAGAGGCAGGAAGGAGAACCUAUACUAAUGUCAUGUCCGGCGAAAACAAAGUCAGCUGGCCCGUUAAGGAUUUGAUCCCCCAUGGAGAGUACUAUUUCCGUGUCAAGGCAGUAAACAAGAUUGGUGGAGGAGAGUACCUUGAGCUCAAAAACCCUGUGAUUGCUGAGGAUCAGAAGCAGCGUCCAGAUCCACCUCUUGAUGUUGAGACCCACAAUCCAACUGCUCACGCUGUUACCCUGACCUGGAAGCCGCCCAUGUAUGAUGGUGGCUGCAAGAUCAUGGGUUACAUUCUGGAGAGGAUGAUGAAGGGUGAAGAGAAGUUUGAGAGAUGCAAUGACUUCCUGGUGCCAGUGCUGUCCUACACAGUGAAAGGUCUGAAGGAAGGAAAGCAGUACCAGUUCCGUGUGAUGGCUGAGAAUGCUGCUGGAAUCAGCGACCCAUCACGCAGCACUCCAAUGGUGAAAGCAUCUGACUCUGUCGAAUCACCAAAGGUCUUCCUCAGUGGAAGUCUCCAAUCUGGCCUGCAGGUCAAGAGAGGCUAUGAGAUCAGACUGGAUGCCUGCAUCUCUGGUGCCCCAUACCCAACAAUCACCUGGAUGAGGAAUGAUCUGGUCCUUAGGCCCGAGACCCCGCAGGAGCGCCCAGAGAAGCCAGUUGUCAAGAAGAAGAAGGAAAAGGAGGAAGCCAAGGAAGCAAAAGAGGCUAAGGAAGAUGCCCCUGUAGCCAAGGAGGGUGAAGAGAAGAAGGAGCCGGAGGCCAAGGACAAGGAAGCUGCAGAGGCUAAAGAAAAACCAGCUGCCGAGGCCAAAGAGAAGGAACCCGGUGAGGCAAAGGCCGAAGAGGCCAAGAAAGAAGAGAAGGCCCCAGAGGAGGAAGUCAAGGAGCCUGAGGAGCCAGACCACCUACCCCUCCAGCAGCGUCUCACGAUCAACAGCUCCAGGAAGGGUGAAUCUUUCAUCAUCAUCAAAGACUCCGUCAGAUCAGACUAUGGAGUGUUCUCCAUCAGAGUGGAGAAUGAUCAUGGAAUUUGCACUGCAACCUGCGAAGUCAAUGUCCUUGACACCCCUGGGCCUCCUGUUAACGUAAGAUAUGAGGAGGUCAGAAAGAACUCUGUCAUCUGCAAGUGGGACCCACCUCUUGAUGAUGGUGGCAGUGAAAUCCUGAACUACACGCUGGAGAAGAAAGACAACUCCAAGGUUGAAAUUGGAUGGACAACUGUCACAACAACCUUGAGAGGAUGCAGAUACCCAGUACCAAAACUGCUUGAAGGCAAAGAGUACAUCUUCCGUGUCAUUGCUGAAAACAAGUUUGGACCUGGAAUCCCAGCAAUCUCCAAACCUAUGGUCGCAAAGAAUCCUUUCGAUCCACCAGAGACUCCUGAGAAGCCAGAAAUCGAUGACAUCACAGCUCACAGUAUGCUUGUCUCUUGGGAACCACCCAAUGAUAAUGGCAGCCCCAUCCAGGGAUACUGGUUGGAGAAGAGAGAAAUCAACAGCACCCACUGGACACGUGUCAAUCGCAACAUGAUUCCUGACGCCGAGUUGAAUGUUGAAGGCCUUUUGGAGGGUCUGACAUACAUUUUCAGAGUUGCUGCUGAGAAUCAGGCUGGACCCGGAAAGUUCAGUCCCCCAUCAGAGCCCAGAACAGCACAAGCUCCGAUAUUGCCUCCUGGUCCACCAAUUCCAAGAGUCGUGGAUACAACUGACCACUCCAUUGAAGUGGAGUGGGAUCCACCUCUGGAUAACGGAGGAGGAGAAAUCCAAGGCUACCAUGUUGACAAGUUGAUAGCUGGUACAAAGGACUGGUCCCGUAACACAGAGAGGCCAUGGAAACAGCGUACCUUCACUGUGUUUGGUGUGAGAGAGGGUGGUAAAUACAUUAUCCGUGUGAUUGCAAUAAAUUCAGCCGGAGAGGGAGCACCUGGUAUGACAGCGGGUGUCAUUGUGAGAAAUCCUGCAGAGGUUCCAGUUUGUGAGCUGGACCUCUCUAUUAAGAAUGGCGUCAUCAUUAGAGCUGGUGAGACACUGAGGCUGCCUUGCCAUGUUCUUGGAAAACCACAACCAAGCAUUAAAUGGCUAAAAGAGGACAAGGACCCUGACAAGGAACGGGUGGAAAUUGAAGAUGUCGGUCGUGAUAGCACUCUUAUUAUUAAGAAUGUACAGAGAGGUGACUGUGGUAAAUACCAGAUCACCGCUGCCAAUCCUAGUGGAAUUAAGUCAGCAUCAACCAGAGUUGAGGUUAUGGAUGUUCCUGGGCCUGUAACUGAUCUGAAGCCUGUUGUUGUGACGAGGAAGUUGAUGAUGUUGAACUGGGGUGAUCCUGAUGAUGACGGUGGUAGUGAUGUCAUUAGCUUCAUUAUUGAAAGAAAGGAACCUAAGGCACGUACUUGGAAACAGCCUAUGGAGACACCUUCAUCCAAAUGUGAAAUUGUGGGCAUUGUGGAAGGACAGGAAUACAUAUUCCGUGUUGUGGCAAAGAAUAAAUAUGGUUGUGGUCCUCCAGUUGAUCUUGGUCCUAUUCGUGCAGUGGAUCCUCUGUCUCCACCAUCGUCUCCUGAGAAGUUCCACUAUUCUGAAAGGACAAAGUCGUCCCUUAGCCUUACGUGGAAGCCACCUCGUAAUGAUGGUGGCAGCCCAAUUAGUGGCUACAUCAUUGAGAAGAAGAGACAAGAUGAACAGAACUUUGUGCCUGUCAAUAAGGAGCUCUGCACAAAUCUGUUCAUGACUGUGGAAGACCUUACAGAGAUGUUCAUGUAUGAAUUCCGUGCCAAAGCAGUCAAUGCUUUGGGAACUAGCGAGCCAUCUAUCACAAUGACAGUUGUCAUUCAAGAUGAUGAAGUCGCCCCAAGCUUGACCAUGUUGAAACACUUCAAGGCUGACACAAUCACUAUCAGGAAGGGACAACCAGUUGAGAUUCCUGCUCAAGUGACAGGCCUUCCACUACCAAAGAUUGAAUGGUUUAAGGAUGACGUCUUGAUUCCUGAACCACCUCCCGAUGAGACUGUUGUGAUUGAAACAGUGGAAGUGAACAGACAGACAGAAAAUACAAAACUGAUCCUUCCUGCUAUUGCAAGGAAAGAUAAGGGCUAUUAUACAGUCUCGGCAAAUAAUCGCCUUGGAACUGUCACUCAUAGUGUCCUGAUUCAAGUUCUUGAUCGCCCUACGCCACCAAGAAAUCUCAUCAUUUCAAACAUCAAGGCAGAAUCCUGCCACCUCACUUGGGAUCCCCCACUGGAUAAUGGAGGAAGUGAGCUCACAAAUUACAUUGUUGAGAAGAAGCAGAUCCGUGAAAUUGAGGAGGAAGAAACUGAAACUGAAUCUGGAGAGCCUGCUCCUAAGCCUGACUGGGUGAAGGUCACGAGCACCAUUGUUGAGAGGAAAUAUGGGGUGUGGGAGUUGGAAACCGAUGGUACUUACCAGUUCAGAGUCAGGGCUGAGAACAAGUAUGGAAUCAGUGAGGCAUGUGAGUCAAAGGAGGUGAUGAUCAAGGAUCCUUUUGGCCUUCCUGGUCCACCACAGAACCUCAAGAUUGCCGAACAUUCCAAGACCCACAUGCUGGUGACAUGGGAACCACCCAGAGAAAGUGGUGGCUCAGUCAUCACUGGUUACUGGCUUGAGAAGAGAGAGAAGGGAUCAUCUUACUGGUCCCGCGUGAACAAAAUCCCUAUCUCAAAGAGGGGUACCAAGGGCUGGGAGUCCCUGGUUACCCGUCUCAUUGAGGGCAAUGAGUAUGAGUUCCGCUGCAUGGCCUGCAAUGCUGCUGGAAUUGGACCACCCAGUGCAAUUUCUGAAUCUGCUUUCGCUGACGAGCCAAUCACUGUUCCUGGCCAGCCAGCUGCACCAGAAGUUGCCGACAAAACCAAGCGCAGUGUCACCCUUUCGUGGGUUCCACCAGCAAAAGAUGGCGGAAGCCCCAUUAAAGGUUACAUCAUUGAAAUUCAGGAUGAGGGUUCUUCCAGCUGGCUCCGUAUCAAUGAUGAAGAGACUCUCCAUCCAACCACGGAAUUCAAUGUACCAAAUCUCAGAGAGCUGAAGAGGUACAAGUUCAGAAUUGUUGCCGUGAACGACAUUGGAGAAUCAUUGCCAAGUCCCCAAACUGCUGAUAUUCUUCUUGAGGAUGUUCAAGUGGGACCAAAGAUCUGGGUGGAUGUUAAUGCACAUGACAUGUUGUCCAUCCGUGCUGGAUCUGUGAUCAAAAUCCCUGCAAGAAUCACAGGUCGCCCAGUACCAAAGGUUACAUGGGAGUUUAUUGGACCUGCUAAGACUGUAAAGAAGGAUCGCCUUCAUACAGUGCCUGUUGAAGCCCAGGUUGAAUCCACUGACACUACUUCUGUGGUCACAAUUCCCGUGAGUUUGAGGAGCCAUUCUGGCAGAUACACGAUCACUGCUAAGAACAAGUCUGGACAGAAGCACAUCAAUGUUAUGGUGAAUGUGCUUGAUGUGCCUGGGCCUCCAAAGGAGCUGAGAGUAACAGACAUCACUAGAGCCACAAUGAGACUCAUCUGGAAGCUGCCUGACAAUGACGGUGGGGAGAGAAUCAAGAGCUACUUCCUUGAGAAGAAGGCCAUCACAGGAAAGGCUUGGACUGUAGUCAAUCAGGCCUGUGCCAGCCAAGCCUUUGUUGUAGCUAACCUUGUUGAAGGAAAUGACUACCUCUUCCGCUGCCGCGCUGAAAAUCGUCUCGGCAUGGGACCAUAUACAGAGACCACUGAGCCUGCCAAGGCCAGAGAUCCGAUUUAUCCUCCCGAUCCUCCAACAAAGGUGAAGAUCAAUCUUGUCACCAAGGACACUGUGACCUUGACCUGGAUGCCCCCCAAGAACAAUGGAGGUUCUCCAGUGAAGCACUACAUUAUUGAGCGCCUGAGCUGGGACACCACCGGCCCACAGAAAGAGACCUGGAAACAGUGCAACAAGCGUGAGGUGGAAGAGACCAUGUUCAUUGUUGAGGAGCUUAAAGAGGGUGGAGAGUAUGAAUUCCGUGUCAAGGCUGUGAAUGAGGCUGGUCCUAGCAGACCAUCUGCCACAGCAGGACCAAUCGUGAUCAAAGACCAAACAUGUGCUCCAACUAUUGAACUCAAGGAGGCCAUGGAGGGCGCUGAGGGUUAUGAUGUCAACAUCGUAGCUAGAAUUCAGGGCUGUCCAUUCCCCUCUCUUGUGUGGCAGAAGGCUUCUCUGGAUAAGCCAGAGGAAAAGGCUGUUGUGCAGUACGGUCAACACGUCAACAAAAUUGUCACUAAUGAUAAAUGCACCCUGCUGAUUCAGCAGACUAAGAGAGACGACAGUGCUCUUUACACACUCACUGCCAGCAACAGCCUUGGCAAGGCAUCCAAGGACAUCAAACUCACUAUCCUGGGCCGACCUGGACCACCCGUUGGACCAAUCAAGUUUGGAGAAAUCUUUGCUGAGAGGAUUUCAAUGACCUGGCAGCCGCCCACAGAUGAUGGUGGCUCAAAGAUCACAAACUAUGUUGUUGAGAAGCGUGAGGACAACAGGAAGACAUAUGUGCAUGUCUCCAGUGAUCCCAAAGAAUGCGCUUACACAGUGCAGAGACUCACAGAGGGUCACGAAUACGAGUUCCGUGUUAUGGCUCAGAACAAAUACGGAGUUGGACCACCACUCUUCAGUGAACCUGAGAAAGCAAGAAAUCUUUUCACUGUUCCUGGCCAAUGUGAGAAGCCCACUGUCUUAGAUGUAACCCUUGAGUCAAUGACAGUCGAGUGGGACGAGCCAGAAUACGAUGGCGGCUCCCCAAUCACAGGCUACUGGCUGGAACGCAAGGAGACAACAGGCAAGCGCUGGACCAAAGUCAACCGUGACCCUCUUAGAGUUAUGCCUCUUGGAAUGGAACACAUUGUCACUGGACUCUUGGAGGGGGCUAUUUACCAGUUCCGUGUCACUGCCAUCAAUGCUGCUGGACCUGGACUUCCAAGCGUUCCAUCAGAUCCAGUUCUGUCAAGAGACCCCAUUGCUCCCCCUGGACCACCAACACCCAAGGUUACAGACUGCACAAAAUCAACAGUUGAUCUUGAAUGGAUUCCACCAAUUGUAGAUGGUGGUUCUAAGAUCACAGGAUACUUUGUUGAGUACAAAGAGGAGGGGCAAGAGGAAUGGGAGAAGGCUAAAGACAAGGAGAUCAGAGGUACCAAGUUCGUUGUUCCUGGACUGAAGGAACUCGGACUUUACAGAUUCAGGGUCAGAGCAGUGAAUGCUGCUGGUGUUGGCGAACCUGGUGAUGUCUCUGAAGUAAUUGAAGUCAAGGACAGAACAGUUGCCCCUGAGGUGGAUCUGGAUGCAUCUGUGAAGGAGAAGAUUGUUGUCCAUGCUGGAGGGGUUAUCCGUAUCAUAGCCUAUGUAUCAGGCAAACCCGCCCCAGAGAUCACCUGGAGCAGGGAUGAUGCACCUGUGCCCAAAGAAGCUGUUGUGGAGACCACUGUCAUCAGCUCAGCUUUGGUGAUCAAGGGAUGCAGAAGGCACCAUCAAGGCAUUUACACUCUAACUGCCAAAAAUGAGGGAGGAGAGAGAAAGAAGGCAGUCAUUGUUGAGGUCUUGGAUGUCCCUGGCCCUGUGGGUGAGCCCUUCUCUGGUGAGAAUCUCACAACUGACUCCUGUAAAUUGACCUGGUACACACCUGAAGAUGAUGGAGGCUCAGCAAUCACCAACUACAUCAUUGAGAAGAGAGAGUCAGACCGCAGAGGCUGGACUUCAGUGUCAUACACUGUCACCAGAAACAAUGCUGUGGUACAGGGUCUGAUCGAUGGAAAGGGAUACUUCUUUAGAAUUGCAGCUGAAAAUAUCAUUGGAAGAGGUCCCUUUAUUGACACACCAAAACAAGUUAUGAUCAAGGAUCCAAUUUCUGUCCCAGAACGUCCAGAAGAUCUGCACAUUACAGCUGUCAAGAAAGACCGCAUCAGCGUGGCCUGGAGACCACCCAAGUAUGAUGGUGGCUCAGAAAUCACAGGUUACGUGCUUGAGGCUCGUCUGAUUGGAAAGGACAACUUCACCCGCAUCACAGAGGAUAAGCUCAUGGAAAGGAUGUUCACAUAUGAGGGUCUUAAAGAUGGCUCCUCUUAUGAAUUCCGUGUCAGUGCUGUGAAUGCUGUUGGCCAAGGCAAGCCCUCUUUCAGCACAAAACCAGUAACUUGCAAAGAUGAGCUUGAACCACCAUCACUUGACUUUGACUUCCGUGAGAAAAUAACUGUGCGUGUUGGAGAGCCCUGCCUCAUCCAAAGCCGCUACAAAGGAAAGCCAGAGCCUACAAUUAAAUGGAUGAAGGAAGAAGAGGAGCUUAAGGCAGAUGAAGACCUCAUAGUCUCACAUACCAGCAAGUCCCUGUGCAUCAACAUUGCCAAGGCCAAGCGUGAGCACAGUGGAAAAUACACAGUCAUUCUGGAGAACAGCAUUGGUUCAUGCAAGGGAAUCUGUACUCUGGUAGUUGUUGAUCGCCCACAACCACCACAGGGUCCUGUCACCUUUAACGAAAUCUGCAGGGGUCACAUGGUCAUUUCUUGGAGACCCCCACUGGAUGAUGGCGGAUGUGCAAUCUCCAACUACAUUGUAGAGAAGAGAGACUCCAACAGAGACCUCUGGAUGCCUGUCUCAGAGUCCUGCACCAGAACAGAAUGCAAAGUUCCUAAACUGAUUGAAGGACGUGACUACAUUAUCAGAAUCUGUGCUCAGAACAUCCAUGGCAUUAGUGACCCAUUGCUGACGGCUGAGACAAAAGCAAGGGACGUGUUCAGGGUACCUGACCCACCCUCACAGCCAGUGGUGAAGGAGGUUUAUAAAGACACUGCUCUCAUCACCUGGGAACCACCAACUGUUGAUGGAGGCAAGCCUGUCACCAACUACAUUGUGGAGAGGAAAGAGACAAUGGGCAAAAGAUGGGCACAGUGUGGAAAGGAACGGAUCUUCCCCAAAACUGAGCACUGGGUUCAAGAGCUCCUGCCUGGCUGUGAAUAUGAGUUCCGCGUCAUGGCUGAGAAUGUUGUUGGUGUGGGUGACCCGAGUGUUCCAACAAAGCCCAUCUUUGCCAAGGAUCCCAUUGUUAUUCCAAGCCCACCUGUUCAUUUGGAGGCUAUUGAUCAUACCAAGGACUCAGUCACUAUUGCCUGGAAGCAACCACUUGACUGUGGAAGAGGCAAGAUCUUUGGAUAUCUUCUUGAGUAUCAGAAAGCUGGAGAGGAAGAGUGGCUUCAGGUCAAUCAAACUCCUGAUUCCUGCCAGGAGACAAAUUUCAAAAUCAUCAAUCUCGAGGAUGGCUCGCUGUACAGGUUCAGAGUGAAAGCUGUAAACGCUGCUGGUGAAUCUGAUCCUGCCACUCUCAAGGAGCCUGUGAGAGCAGUGGACAGACUUGAGCCACCAGAACUUAUCCUGGAUGCUAAUAUGACAAGAGAGGUGAAAGCCAUGGCAGGAACUCACAUUGUACUGAAAGCUUCAGUCAAAGGAAUACCCUUCCCCACAGUCACAUGGAAGAAGAAUGAGAAAGAAGUGCCUCCAAGAGCUGAAAUGACCACUGCUGGAUCACAAACCAAGUUGGAGAUGCGUUUCUGUAAUCGCAAUGACUGUGGCGAUUACACACUGACUGUGGAGAAUCCUGCUGGAUCCAAGACAGCCACAUGCACAGUGCUUGUCCUUGACAAACCUGGUCCCAUUCAGCACCUGAGGGUAUCUGAUGUCAGGUGUGACUCAGCUCAACUCUCUUGGAAAGACCCAGAGGAUAAUGGUGGAGCACGCAUCACUAAUUUUGUGGUGGAGAAAAAGGAUGCAGCAUCAGCACAGUGGGUGCCAGUGUGCUCAACCUCGAAGAAGCGCAGUAUGAUGCUAAAGCACCUCAUGGAAGGCACUUCCUACCUGUUCCGUGUUGCUGCUGAAAAUCAGUUUGGCAGAAGUGAAUUUAUUGAGACAACCAAAGCUGUCAAAGCCAUGAAUCCUUUAUUCCCACCUGGACCACCAAAAGACUUGCAUCAUGUUGAUGUAGACAAAACAGAGGUCUGGCUUAAAUGGAACUGGCCAGAUCGCACAGGAGGAAGUGAUAUCACUGGAUUCUUGGUUGAGUACCAAGAGGAGGGAGAGAGAGACUGGAUUGUCUUUAAAACAGUCAGUAUUCCUGAGUGCCAUGUGGUAGGGCUUGAGGAAGGCAAGACCUACAGGUUCCGUGUUAAGACUGAGAAUGCUAUUGGUCUUAGCCGGCCAGAUACCACAUUGCCUGUUCUGUGUCAGGAAAAACUUGUGCCUCCUAUUGUUGAGGUUGAUGUGAAACUUAUUGAAGGAAUAAUUGUCAAAGCUGGAAGCACAAUUAGGAUGCCUGCCAUUAUGAGAGGCAUACCUAUUCCUACUGCAAAAUGGGUCGUUGAUGACACAGAGAUUGUGAGCGAAGGAAAUGUCAAAGUUGACACAGACAAUUUCUCCACUAAUCUCACCAUAUCAGAGUGUACAAGAAAUCACACUGGAAUUUAUCUCCUCACAGUCUCAAAUGCUGCUGGAAGUAAGACUGUUGCUUUGAACAUUACUGUUCUUGACGUCCCAGAUGCACCAGUUGGCCCUGUCAAUCUCCUUGAGGUCACUCCUGAGUACAUGCUUAUUGACUGGCGUCCUCCUAAGGAUGAUGGUGGAAGCCCUGUCACAAACUACAUUGUUGAGAAGAGAGAAUCCAAGAAGGAAACCUGGGGUGGAGUGAGCUCUGGCAGCACCAGCACCAAAUUGAAGAUUAGUCGUCUCCAGAAGGGGGUUGAGUAUAUUGUGCGUAUUCGUGCAGAAAACAAGAUUGGCAUUGGUGCUGCACUUGAAAGUGCACCUACUGUUGCUCAGCACUCGUUUGAAGCACCUGGUCGUCCUGGUAAACCAACUGUGUCUGACCUAUCUGAAGAUUAUUUGACUCUUGGUUGGACCAUGCCCUUGUAUGAUGGUGGUAGUCCAAUCACUGGAUAUCUUAUUGAGCGUAGACAUGUUGGAGGCAAAUGGAUUAGGGUGAAUAAGAAACCCUGCAAGGAUCUUAGGUACAAGGUACUUGGACUAUAUGAGGGAACUAGCUAUGAGUUCAGAGUCUUUGCAGAAAAUAUUACUGGCUACAGUGGACCUUCUCCAACCUCAGAUCCUGCUACACCCUGCCGACCAAUCACUGUGCCUGGACCUCCAGUCAAUCCCAAAGUGAAAGACUACAGUAAGACACAUGCUGACCUGGUCUGGAUAAAACCUACUAAGGAUGGAGGCAGCCCUAUCUUGGGAUACGUUGUGGAGAUGCAGAAGGCCGGUGGUGAAUGGGAGAGAUGUAAAAAAGAUGACCUGAUUAAACUAUGUGCCUUCCAGGCCACAGGCCUUGAAGAGGGUGUUGAGUACAGGUUCCGUGUCAGAGCAGUAAACAUGAUUGGAGAUGGUGAAACCAGAGAAGUUCCAGAAUCUAUCAUUGCUCAGGAUAUCUUGAUCCCUCCAGAGAUUGAGAUGGAUGCAACAUGCCGCACACGUGUAACUGUAAGGGUUGGACAUAACAUUAACAUCCAAGGCUAUAUUAGGGCAAGACCUGACCCAGAAAUUACAUGGUCCAAGGGUGACAAGAUUCUGGAAAAAGACAAGCGCACCACAAUCACAACUAACCUCCCAGUUGUUCACUUCCACAUCAAAGAGGCCCAGAGAGCAGAUCAUGGUCAAUAUGUUCUCAAAGCUGUCAAUGACAGUGGUGAGGCAGCAGCAACCGUUACUGUAAAUGUCUUAGACAGACCUGGACACUGUAAGAAUCUGAUGAUAACAUAUGUGUCCAGGCAUUCUUGCAUGAUAUCCUGGGAAAAUCCUGAGGACAAUGGUGGUACCGAAAUCACUCAUUACAUUGUUGAGUUGCGUGAACCCAGUGUGAGAGCAUGGUCUGUGAUUUCAUCUGAGUGCACAAACUGCAUGAUCAAGGCCAAACUAUUGGAAGGCCAUGAAUACUUCUUCCGUGUCUCUGCAGCAAACAAAUGUGGCCCUGGGCCAACAAUAGAGACAAAGGUACCAAUCCUUGCCAUUGACCGCAUUGAGAAGCCUGGCGAGCCAGAGAAAUUCCAUGUCACUGACCUGACUAAGAAUUCAGUCUCCCUUAGAUGGCGAAGACCAGACUAUGAUGGAGGAUGUCAAAAUCUAUUCUACAAUUUGGAGAGAAAAGCCAAAGAUGCUGAAGAAUGGGAGGAACUGAACCCUGAACUACUCAAAGACACAUUCUUCACUGAUGAGAAAUGUGUUGAGAACCAAGUGUACGUUUUCAGGGUUCAAACUGUAAAUGAUGGAGGAGAAAGUAACUGGGUAAAGACCGGUGAGAUUAUUGUCAAAGAUGACAUCCAGAAACCAGUCAUUGACCUGAAGUUUACUGGCACCACAGUGGUAAAGGCUGGUGAUUCUGUCAGACUGGAAGCUGGUAUCAGAGGCAAACCAAUACCAGAGGUUACAUGGGUCAAAGAUAAAUGCACCGCUGACAAUCCCAGGCUUUCUAUUGAAAAUGGCCCUGAUUACUCUAAAUUCCUCAUGACCAAAUCUAAGCGUGGGGAUACUGGUAAAUAUAUAAUUACAGCCACAAAUCCUGCUGGAAGCUUCACAGCCUAUGGUAACAUUACCGUUUUGGACGUACCAGGCCCUGUGAGGGAUUUGAAGAUUACUGGUCUUGCAUCUGACAAGUGUAGAGUUGUUUGGGAUCCACCAGCAGAUGAUGGUGGUUGUGAGGUUGACACCUACAUCCUGGAGAAGUGUGAGACUAGAAGAAUGGUUUGGUCCACUUAUUCAGCCUCUGUGGUCACCAACUACUGCAAUGUCACUCGUCUCGUGGAAGGAAAUGAGUACAUCUUCAGGGUCAGGGCUGAAAACAAAAUGGGGACAGGUCCUCCCAUUGAAAGCAAGGCCAUUACUGUCAAAACUCAGUUUAACAGACCUGGACCACCAGAAGUUCCAGAGAUCACUAAGAUUGGCAAAGAGGAAAUGACAGUCGUAUGGGCUCCUCCAGAGAAUGAUGGAGGAAAGUCUAUCACUGGAUACAUCCUGGAAAGGAAAGAGAAACGUGCUGUCCGAUGGGUGCCAGUUACAAAGAGUGCAAUUUCAGAAAGACGCAUGAAGGUCACAAACUUGAUCCCCAACCAUGAAUAUCAAUUCCGUGUGAAGGCUGAAAAUGAGGUCGGUUUGGGAGAGCCCAGCAAGCCCACAAGACCUGUUGCUGCCAAAGAUCCAAUUGAACCUCCUGGUCCUCCCAGCAGCUUGAAAGUGGCUGACAGCACAAAGACAUGCAUUACACUUGGCUGGGCCAAGCCUGUAUAUGAUGGCGGUGCUCCAAUCCUGGGAUAUCUUGUGGAAAUGAAGGAAAAGCUUGAAGGCGAACCUGAAGAACCAGAAGAAGAAGUAGAAGAAGAAGCUGAACCUGAACCCGAAAAGCCUGCAGCUGAACCUGAAACAGUAGAAGGUGAAAAGGCCGAGGGUGAAUUGAUAGAAGGUGAAAAGCCUGAAGAAGUUGUUCCGGUUAAAAAGGCAAAGGCUCCAGAGUCACCCUGGAAGAAGUGUAGCACUGGCGGAGCUCUAGUUCUCACAGAAUUCACCAUUCUCAAUCUGGAUGAGAGGAAGCAAUAUCAGUUCCGUGUCUCAGCUCAAAACCAGGUGGGCUGGGGUCGCCCCGCAAGACUGAAAGAGGCAGUGUCACCUAAGGAAGUUCUUGAGGCCCCAGAGAUUGAUUUGGAUGCAAGUCUCAGGAAGGGACUUUCUGUCAGAGCUGGCUGCCCUAUUAGACUGUUUGCAACAAUCAGAGGAAGACCAGCUCCUAAAGUUACAUGGAAACGCAUCGGUGAAGAUAAUGUUAUUCGCAAGGGACAUGUGGAUCAAGUUGAUACAAUGUCCUUCCUUGUCAUCCCUGAAAGUACCCGUGAGGAUUCAGGAAAAUACUCCCUGACUCUGUCAAACUCCUGUGGGGAGAAGGCCAUAUUUGUGCGUGUGAAAGUGUUAGACACUCCUGGACCAGUUGGUGGACUGGAAGUAACUGAUGUCACAAAGACAUCAUGCCAGCUUGCUUGGCUACCUCCUGAAAAUGAUGGUGGUAGUACUAUAUUGAAUUAUAUGGUCGAGAAGCGUGAGGUUGAUAGGAAGACUUGGACAAACUGCACCAAUGAAAUAAAGAAGACAAGCUUCAAGAUCACAAAUCUUACACCAGGACUUGACUACUACUUCCGAGUCAUGGCAGUAAAUAAGUAUGGCAUUGGUGUACCUAAAGAUUCUCCCAAGGCAUACCUGGCAACUGAUGCUAUGAGUGAACCUGAUCCUCCCAAGAAGAUGGAUGUUUUGGAUAUUACAAAGAACAGUGCAACCCUGGGAUGGUUGAGACCACUGAGAGAUGGUGGAGCCAAGAUUAACGGCUACAUUGUUGACUACCAAGAGGAUGGUGAGCCUGAGGAUAAAUGGACACCAUAUUCAGUUGUAAAAGAUUUAACCAUUGUUGUUGUUGGACUGAAAGAAAAUACAAAGUACAGAUUCAGAGUGGCUGCAAGGAAUGCAAUCGGAUGCAGUCUUGCCAGAGAGGCCGAGGGAAUCUUUGAGGUCAAGGAACAGCUAAUGGCACCAAGGCUAAUAGUGCCAGAUGUAGUCACUGUGAAGGCUGGAACCAAGCUGAAAAUUGAGGCACUUGUGGCCGGUAAACCUUCACCUUCCACUAAAUGGAAGAUUGGCAAUGAAGAUGUGGUAACCUCAGAUCGUACGUCUGUGCAAAGAACUCCAAAUUCCACCACCCUCUUGGUCAAAGACGUUAGCAGGAGGGACAGUGGUUACUACAGUCUUGCUGUUUCAAAUAGUGUCUCAAAGAUCAACCAGAUCAUAAAAGUCAUUGUUAUGGACAUUCCUGGUCCACCUGAAGCUCCUCUUGAAAUUGUCGAAGUGGAUACUGACUCUUGCACUUUGGCAUGGAAUCAACCACAAGAGGAUGGUGGAAGCAGUAUAACCAACUAUAUUGUGGAGAAAUGUGAUGUAAGCAGAGGUGACUGGGUCAUAGCUGCUUCCUCUUGCACCCAGACCGGCUACAAAGUUGGAAAGCUCACACAAGGACAAGAAUAUGGUUUCCGUGUGCGUGCAGAGAACCGCUUUGGCAUUUCAGAGCCUAUUUAUUCUCAGAAGAUGAUUGCAAGACAUCCUUUCGAUACUCCUAGUGAGCCAAGAAAUGUCACUCUCAAGAAGAUUAACAAAGACUUUGUGAUCCUCACCUGGGAAAUACCAGCAUUUGAUGGUGGCAGCCCUCUGACUGGAUACUGUAUUGAACGUAAAGAGAGAAACAGUAUACUCUGGACUAGGGCUAAUGAGAUUUUAGUUCGUUCGACAGAAUACACUUGCUUUGGUCUAAUUGAAGGUCUUGAGUAUACCUUCAGGGUGUCUGCCAUGAACAAGGCAGGUCAGGGUAAACUUAGCAAGCAGACCGAUUUCAUCACAGCAAGGACUGCAGUUGAUCCACCUGGCAAACCAGAGGCCAUUGAUGUGACCAAGGGUUCUGUAGCUCUUGUUUGGAACCGUCCAGAAAAUGAUGGAGGCAGUAAGCUCAUUGGAUAUUAUGUUGAAUCGCAGAAGGUACCUGAGGAGAAGUGGGUGCGCCACAAUGCCAACUGUCAGAAUGUGCCAAAGGAGAACUUCGUUGUUACUGGACUUGAGGAAGGCGCUCAAUACAAAUUCAGAAUAAUUGCAAAGACAGCAAUAAAUCAGAGUUUGCCCUCAGAGGAAACAGACGCCAUUCCUGUUAUAGCAGAACAUGUUCCACCAAGAGUUGAGAUUGGCAUUGAGAUGAAAAACCUGAUCAUAGUGAAGGCUGGAGCAAAUGUGUCACUUGAAGCUGAGGUCUAUGGAAAACCAUUCCCGAAGGUUUCAUGGAAGCAUAAUGGCGAACCCUUGAAGCUGACUGAAGGAAUGAAAGUGAAACAGGACAGACACCUGUUUUCUCUGGAACUUUUCGCUGUAGCCAGAAAGGAAACAGGAGAGUAUACUAUUGUUGCUGAAAAUUCAAGUGGAUCCAAAUCUGGCAACAUUAGGCUGAAGGUUCUUGACAAACCUGGACCUCCAGCAUCAGUGAAGGUCAGCCACAUCUUUGCAGACCGUGUCAAACUUAGAUGGGAACAACCUAUAGCUGAUGGUGGCUCUGAAAUAACCAACUACAUUGUAGACAAACGUGAGACAAGCAGAGCCAACUGGGCUCAGGUCACAUCCAAUAUCAAUGGGCAGAUCACAACCUGUUCAGUGGAGAAACUGAUUGAGGGUCAUGAGUAUGAGUUCCGUAUCAGUGCUGAAAACAAGUAUGGUGUUGGGGAUCCCAUUGUCACUGACAGUGUAAUUGCAAAGAAUCCGUUUGGUGUUCCUGGACCUUCUGAACCACCAAUCAUCACAAACAUCAUGUGCAAUCAGAUGACUGUGACAUGGAAGGCACCUAAAGAUGAUGGGCGUGCACCUAUCCUUGGAUACAUUGUUGAAAAACGUGAAAGUCAAGAGGUCAAUUGGGCUAAAGUCAAUCGUAAACCGGUGAUAGACAGAACCAUCAAGGCACCCGGCCUCUCAGAGGGAACGGAGUAUGAGUUUAGAGUUACUGCCCUCAACAAAGCAGGCCUUGGAAAACCGAGUGAUCCAUCCAAUUCCGCAUUUGCAUUGGAUCCUUUGUAUCCCCCUGGACCCCCUGCUUUCCCCAAGGUUGUUGAUUCCACACAUAGCAGCAUCAGCCUUUCCUGGACAAAGCCAGCUUAUGAUGGUGGAUGUGAGAUCUUUGGCUACCAGGUGGAAGUCAAGAGAGCAGACGCUGAGGACUGGAUGAGGUGCAAUGUUCCAAAGGAUCUCCAGGCCACAAAGUUUGUGGUGACCGGUCUCAUGGAUAACACAGAAUACCAGUUCCGUGUGCUUGCAGUGAAUAAGAUUGGAUUUGGCGAUCCCAGCGAAGUUCCUGGAAAUCAUAUGCCCAAAGACAUCUUAAUUGCUCCCGAGGCUGAACUUGAUGCAGAUCUUAGAAAGGCCCUUGUGCUCCGUGCUGGAGUUACAAUGAGAAUCUAUGUGCCACUGAGGGGUCGACCUGCUCCCAAAGUGACUUGGAGCAAAGUUAAUGCCAAUAUCAAAGAGAGGGAUGGACUAAUGAUCAACACAACAGAAUGGGACACAUAUGUGUACUGUGAAAAUAUCAACCGAUAUGAUGCUGGCAAAUAUGUCCUUUCACUUGAAAACAGCAGUGGAUCAAAGUCAUACACCAUUAUUGUCAAGGUCCUAGAUACUCCUGGACCACCCCUUAAUCUAAUUGUGAAGGAGACCUCAAAGACCCAUGCAUCUAUAACUUGGGAGCCUCCACUUAUUGAUGGUGGAAGCCCUGUAAAGAGUUAUGUUGUUGAGAAACGCCUUGCAGAGAGAAAGGCAUGGACCUGUGUUGCCCCUGAAUGCCCUAAAGUGUCAUUUAGAAUUCCAAACUUGGAGGAAGGAAAGGCUUACUGUUUCAGAGUGUCUGCAGAGAAUGUCUAUGGUGUUGGGGAGGGUUGUGAAACUCCUGCACCAGUCAAGGCUUCAGAACAACCUGGACCAGUUAUGGAGUUCAAGCCUGCUGCUAUUACUAAAGAUUCAGUUACACUUGGCUGGAAGAAACCAGUUAGUGAUGGUGGAAGCCACAUUGUUGCCUAUGUUUUGGAAAUCAGUGAGGGGGAGGAAAAAUGGAAAGAAUUAAUGAAAUCUAGGCUCACACAGUUCACUGUUGGUAGCCUUGAAGAAGGAAAGGAGUACACAUUCAGAGUCAAAGCCAUCAAUGAAUCUUUAGAAGGUCCUCCAACUGAACUCACUGUGCUUGCUAAAGAUCAGAUAGUUCUACCGAAUGUUGACCUCAGUGGUGUGCCAGAUGGUUGUUACGUGGCAAAAGAGGGCAGCACUGUGCGCAUCACCAUUCCUGUCAUUGGCACACCUACUCCCAUUGCUAUCUGGAAGAAGGGUGGUAUUAGUCUGUCAGACAGUGGAAGGAUCUCAAUUGAACCUGCUUCAGGCGGCAGUACUUUGCUUAUCCGUGACAUCCACCGGAGUGAUGCUGACAAGUACACAAUCAUUGUGAGGAACAGUGGUGGCACCAAAGAAGCGGCCAUUUAUGUGAAGGUUGUUGGCAAGCCAGGUCAGCCAACUGGUCCCAUUACUUUUGAUGAAAUCACUGCAGAGGCAAUCACAAUUGAAUGGGGUCCACCAAAGGAUGAUGGUGGCUCAGAAAUCUCCAACUACAUUGUGGAGAAGAGACACACCACAGCCAAUAAGUGGGUUACUGUUGCUUCAGCAAUACAGAAGACUACCAUGCGAGUGAUGAGACUCCAUGAUGGCACUGAGUAUAUCUUCAGAGUAUUCGCAGAAAACAAAUAUGGAGUUGGCGAGUGGCUCAGAUCUGAUCCAGUCAUUGCUAAGCAUCCAUUCGAUGUGCCUGAUGCACCAGCACCACCAGAAAUCAUCAGCAUUCGUCAUGAGUCAGCUAUUCUAACCUGGUCAGAUCCAAAAGAUUCUGGAGGCUCUCCAAUUACAGGAUAUCACGUUGAGUUCAAGGAAAGAAACAGUUUGAUGUGGAAGAGAGCUUGCAAGACCCCCAUUAGAGUGAAGGAGUGCAGAGUGACCGGUUUGAUUGAAGGCCUAGAGUAUGAAUUUAGAGUUAUUGCCAUGAAUAGGGCUGGUCUUGGAAAGCCAAGCAAAACUACAGAGCCUAUUGUUGCACUUGAUCCUAUUGAUCCUCCUGGUAAACCAGAUGUUAUCAAUGUUACAAGAAACUCUGUAACACUGAUCUGGACCGCACCCAAGUAUGAUGGAGGUCACAAACUGACUGGUUACAUUGUUGAGAAAUUAGAACAUCCAGGAAAGGCAUGGAUGAAAGCCAACCAUGUGAAUAUCCAGGAAUGUGCAUACACAGCAACAGAUAUGCAAGAGGGCUGCAAGUGUGAAUUCAGGAUUAGAGCAAAGAAUGCAGCAGGUGCAAUCAGCGUUCCAUCUGAGCAGACCGAUACUCUUGUUCUUAAAGAUGAAUAUGAGCCUCCAACUGUUGAAAUUGAUCCAGAUAUGAAGGAUGGUGUCAGUGUUAGAGCUGGAGACACAAUUAUAAUUACUGCCUCGAGCAUCCUUGGAAAACCACCCCCAACUGCUGCUUGGUCCAAGGGAGGCAGGGAAUUGAAGUCAUCAGAUACCUGCCAAAUUAAGAGCACCCCAACCUCCUCCACAAUUUCCAUCAAAUAUGCUAACAGGAAGAACGCUGGCGAGUAUGUAAUUACUGCAAGCAAUCCAUUUGGCAUCAAAGAAGAACGUGUCAGGGUCAAGGUUCUGGAUAUCCCUGGCCCUCCAGGUCCAAUUGAGAUCAGCAACGUUUCUGCUGAGAAGUGCACACUGACUUGGCUACCUCCUGAGGAGGAAGGUGGCGUUGUCAUCAAAUCUUACACUAUUGAGAAGAGGGAAACUAGCCGCCUUCUCUGGACAAAGCUUGCAGAGAAUGUCAUGGACUGCCGAUUUGUUGCCAGCAAACUCAUUAAAGGAAAUGAGUACAUCUUCCGUGUCUCAGCAGUGAAUCAGUAUGGUACUGGUGAUUCAACAUUGUCUGGUUCGGUCAAGAUGAUUGACAGCUACAGACCACCUGGGCCACCAUCAAGGCCAGAAAUUGAUAAUGUGAGCAGAACAGCUGUCACAAUCUCUUGGAGGAGACCUGCUAUUGAUGGAGGAAGUGACAUUAGAGGAUAUAGUGUGGAGAGGAAAGAGAGGAGAGGAAUGAGAUGGGUGAGAGCUUGCAAGAGAACAGUGCCUGACCUUCGUUACAAAGUGCAGGGCCUGACAGAGGGAGUAGAGUAUGAAUUCCGUGUCACUGCUGAGAACAAGGCUGGCUUUGGCGAGCCAAGUGAGGCCUCACCUUCUGUGGUGACCAAGGAUAUUGUUUAUCCCCCUGGACCUCCAUCCAAUCCAAGAAUUACUGACACAACAAAAACAACAGCAACUUUCCACUGGGGCAGACCUUUCUAUGAUGGUGGGCUUGAUGUAGAAGGAUACAUUGUUGAACACAAACGUGAAGGAGAUGAGGACUGGAUUGAGGAUGCGUCAGGCUUGAAAAUAAAUGAAUUUGUUGUUUCCAACCUUCAGUCUGGUGGGAAAUACCUCUUCAGGGUGAAAGCUACAAACUCAGAGGGAACUGGGGAAGCUGGAGAAGUUGAAGAAGUGAUUGAACUUGCAGACCGUGAAUCUGUCCCAGACUUUGAGCUUGAUGCAGAGCUCAGGAAAACGCUUGUUGUUAGGUCAAGAGCCUCAAUCCGCAUAUUUGUACCAAUUAAGGGGCGUCCUACCCCUGAGGUGAUCUGGUCCAAGGACAAUAAACCCCUGAAAGGAAGAGCACACAUUGAUACCACUGAAUCAUACACUCUUGUUGUGGUCCCUGACUGCACGAGAUAUGACGCAGGAAAGUACUUCUUGAGUUUGGAAAAUGUUGCUGGUAAGAAGACUGGAUUUGUUAAUGUCAGAGUCAUUGAUACUCCUGGACCUCCAGUAAAUCUUCAACCUAGAGAAAUCACUAUAAACAGCAUCACCCUUCAGUGGGAGAUUCCAAUAAUUGAUGGUGGCUCCAAAAUUACUAAUUACAUAAUUGAGAAACGUGACGCUACAAAGAAGGCCUAUACACUGAUCACUUCUGAAUGGCAAAAGUGUUCCUACAAGUUUGCUAAUCUUGAAGAAGGAAAUGAAUACUACUUCAGAAUAACUGCUGAAAAUGAAUAUGGUGUUGGCGAGCCAGCAGAAACACCUGAAACUAUCAGAGCCUCUCAGGCACCAUCUGCUCCAGAAAACCUUUAUGUGACUGAUGUGUCAAGUGAGACGGCAACUCUUACGUGGACAAAGCCAAAACACGAUGGUGGUAACAUAAUAACUGGAUAUGUUAUUGAGGCUCAGAGAGCUGAUCAGAAGGAAACAGAUCAGUGGACUCAUGUGACAACAAUUAAAGCUCUUGACUAUGUUGCAACAGAUCUGCAAGAAAAUACAGAGUAUAUAUUCAGAAUCAUGGCUGUGAACAAGUCUGGCAGAAGCAACCCAUUUGAAAGUCGGCCAAUCAUAAUUAGGGAACAAACUGCCGCACCUCAGUUUGACCUUAGAUCAGUCUACCAGAAGACAGUGGUCAUCAGGGCAGGAGAUAACUUGAAGGUUGAAAUUCCUGUGCUGGGCCGUCCAAAACCCUCAGUUGUGUGGAAAACAGAGGGCAAAGAAAUUAAACAGACACAGAGAAUGAACAUUGACAACACAGCAACCUCAACUAUCUUGAACAUUAAAGAGAUCAAGAGGAAAGAUGGUGGAGAGUACACUAUGAUUGGAAAGAACAUCAUUGGAACAGUCACUGAGAUUAUCACAGUUGUAAUACAUGACAUCCCUGGAGCCCCAACAGGACCAAUUAAGGUGGAUGAAGUUUCUUGUGAUUAUGUUCUAUUUUCCUGGGAGGCCCCAGAAAUUGAUGGUGGAGUUCCAAUCAACAAUUACAUUGUUGAGAUGAGAGAGACCACAGGAACAUCAUGGAUGGAGCUGGCAGCAACAGUUAUUCGUACAACAUUUAAGGCUGCUCGUUUGAAAACAGGAAUUCAAUAUCAAUUCCGUGUUAAAGCCCAGAACCGGUAUGGGUUUGGUCCCUACAUAACAUCAGAGCCUGUUGUUGCAGCUUAUCCAUUUGAUGUCCCAGGGCAGCCAGGAACACCCCAAGUAAUUACCUUUACUAAAGAUUGCAAUGACCAUAAGUUGGAACGAGCCUUCAUCUAAUGGUGGAAGCCCAAUUUUAGGUUAUCACAUUGAGAGAAAAGAGAAAAACAGCAUCCUUUGGCAGAGGACCAACAAGGCCCUUGUGGUUGGAAACCUCUACAAAUCAUUUGGUC